AUGUUCUUUGGCAGGUUGUGGGACACGAGUGGAAAGAUCUGUGGAGAGAAUCUAUGGAGGAAACAUUGCUGUGGAAGGGGAGUGGCCGUGGCAAGCCAGUCUUCAGCUGAACGGCAUCCAUCGCUGUGGCGCAACACUGAUCGGUGAUAUAUGGCUUUUAACUGCAGCUCACUGCUUUAGAGGGUGAGAAGAUCUCUCCCCCCCACCUCCCAGCCUUGCUAAAACUGUAUCUAGGUUCUGCACCAACAUUACAUGAGUAAUCAGAAUCUUUAGUAAGCUAUCACAUCACGUGCAACCUCAACCCAGCUAUAUAUAUGUUCAAAACAUAUGAAAUUGAUGCUUACCGUAUUUUUCGCUCUAUAGGAUGCACUUUUCCCCUCCAAAAAUUAAGGGGAAAUGUGUGUGCAUCCUAUGGAGCGAAUGCAGGCUCCUUGGCUUCAGCAAAAGCAACGCGAAGCCUCCGAAGCGCAGAGGGAGCGCUCCCCCCGCGCUCCUUGGCUUCGCGUUGCUUUCGCUGAAGCCUGGAGAGUGAGAGGGGUUGGUGCGCACCGACCCCUCUUGCUCUCCAGGCUUCAGGGAUAGCUGCCUGAAGCCUGCGGAGCGCAGCGCAAGUUCCCACUGCGCUCCGCAGGUUUCGGGUUCCUUUCAGCAGAGAGGGAGAGCUGCGCAGCGCCCCUUCAGCCAAGCGGGAGGAGAAAUGGAAGGGGCUCCGUUUCUCCUGCCGCUUCGCUGAAGGGGCGCUGAGCAGAGAGGGGGAGAUUUUUUUUUCUUGUUCUCCCCCUCUAAAACAAGGUGCGUCCUAUGGUCCGGUGCGUCAUAUAGAGCGAAAAAUACAGUAGUUAUUUUGCCCCUGCUCAUGGUUCUCCUCCCAUCCUGGCUUUCUUUCUUCCACGUUAGACUUAUUUCUGGCCGGGGAGACCUCAGGGGGGAGAACUGUGGAGCCAAAUCAGUAGGAAAGGGGAGAAUUCUGCCCUAUACAAUCCCCUCUUUUGCCUUAAUAUUAACUUGUUGUUAAGAAAGGCUGGAGUGCAAUAAAACUCUGUAUGCAUGUUGAGUAGAAUGGAUGAUUAUUCUACCGCUCUCAAAUGUGUUUUAGAGUGAGGGAUCUCCGUAGCUGGACAGCUAGCUUUGGGGCCCGUUUAAACCCUCCACUAUUGAGAAGGAACCUUCGCCAGAUCAUCGUGCAUGAGCAAUACGCCGAGAGCGUCAUGAGACAUGAGUUUGACAUUGCUGUCGUGCAGCUUGCGUACCCAGUUCAGUUUACGGCAGCCGUGCACCGCAUCUGUCUCCCAGAGGCGUCGCAUAUCUUUCCAGAAAACACCACCUGCUUCGUCACGGGAUAUGGUGCUCUGAGAGAUGAAGGUCAGUAAACUAUCUGUUCAGCUUAAACACAGACGUUGACUUUCAAGGUGCAGUCUCUGUGGCAAGGCCGGUUCCAAGUCACAGAGUGACAUUCCCCCGCUGGGCUCUCCCAUAGCAGGUCCAAUCCCAAACCACCAGUUAGAAAAGAAGAAGAAGAGUUUGGAUUUGAUAUCCUGCUUUAUCACUACCCGAAGGAGUCUCAAAGCGGCUAACAAUCUCCUUUCCCUUCCUGCCCCACAACAAACACGCUGUGAGGUGAGUGAGGCUGAGAGACUUCAAAGAAGUGUGACUGGCCCAAGGUCACCCAGCAGCUGCAUGUGGAGGAGCGGGGAAGCGAACCCGGUUCACCAGAUUACAAGUCCACUGCUCUUAACUACUACACCACACUGGCUCUCCAAAGAGAGUUAUCCAAAGUUAUCUCCAAAGAGUUAUCCAAAGAGAGCAAAGAUAUAAGCAGAGGGAAGGUGUUGCUCCUGCCACUACAAGCAGUGGCAUGGCAUAGGGGUGUGGGGAACAGGACCUGCGUGGGCCCAAACCUUCCAGAGGACUCCCUCUCCCACUUUGUGGGAGUGGCUGCUACUCCUCAGAAGCACCUGAUCCGAAGUUGGGUUUGGUGGACGGUCCUGAGGUGCCAAUGCCAUAAAGGGGACGCAAGUGGCGCUGUGGUCUAAACCACUGAGCCUCUUGGGCUUGCCGAUCAGAAGGUCGGCGGUUCAAAUCCCCACAACGGAGUGAGCUCCUGUUGCUCGGUCCCUGCUCCUGCCAACCUAGCAGUUCGAAAGCACGCCAGUGCACUAUGUGACACUAUAAUGUGAAACAGCUCUAUUAAAUUUUCAGAUUUUAAUGUAUAGUCUACAUAAAGGUUUACUCAAUUCUUUUUUUCUUUGCAUUUUCAAAAAGAGGAACAGAGAGCAUAUUUAACCCCCCUCCCCUGUCUCACUUACAACUUCAUACCAAAUACAGCAUGUAUGCAAAUACCAUAUGACUUCCCUUCCACACUUUUCCUGGUUCCUUUUGCUUUUCUACUACUUUUCUGUAAGUGCUGUUUUUACAUCAGUAGUAAGUUGAAGUAGUAAGGGUGGGUUAAACCACAGAGCCUCUUGGGCUUGCCGAUCAGAAGGUCGGCGGUUCGAAUCCCUGCAACGGGGUGAGCUCCCGUUGCUCGGUCCCUGCUCCUGCCAACCUAGCAGUUCAAAAGCACACCAGUGCAAGUAGAUUAUUAGGUACCCCUCCGGUGGGGUCGUAUGUGCUUGCAGGUGUCCAUAAUCUUGGGGUGCAAAAGGCACACAGGGGCACAGUUACCCCAUUCAGGACCAGGGAGUCCUCCACACCAGCCCGCCCCCUGUUCCCCAAGAACAGUACUUCUGUCUUGUCAGGAUUCAACCUCAAUCCAUUAGCCACCAUCCAUCCUCCAACCGCCUCCAGGCACUCGCACAGGACCUUCACUGCCUUCACUGGUUCUGUUUUGAAAGAGAGGUAGAGAUUGAGUAUCUGUAUCAAGUCUGGCUGAACCAGAGGUUUCAUAUUGCCAAUCCUAGAGGGUCACAUUGCAAACUCCCUGUUUUGUUAGGGCUCCCAGGGCUGAGCACGUAAUGCCUAAGGAACUCACUAGGCAAAGUUUAAGCAUCAGACCAUGAGAUCCUUGCUUCAGAUUUGGCAUCUCUUAACAACUCCCCCACCUGCAAUGGAGGUGAAGUGCUCAGAGUGCGUUGGUAGCAGUGCUUCUGUAACUGAACGAUGACUCUGUGGUCCUGUGUUGCAUGGGGUGUGGGGUUAUGUGGUGCUUCUAUGUGUGUUACACCGCAGGCUUCCUACAAAAUUUCACGCCACCCAUAUUAUUUUGGAACUAGGUCCCAGCGUCGGUGAACUUCGCCAAACAGAAGUGAAAAUCAUAGGCAAUGAGAUUUGCAACAGAUGGAACGUGUACAAUGGCGCCAUUUCGGCAGGGAUGCUUUGUGCUGGGUACCUGGAAGGAGGAAGCGAUGCCUGCCAAGUAAGUCCAAUAGCUUAAUAGUAGAGGGAUGCAGGGAGAGAAAUCCAUGCAGCUUGCAUUUUAAUGCAACGUAUCUAAUUUGCAGCUCCAAAGCCAGCAUGUGGCUCUAAACCAGGGGUUGGCAAACUAUGGUCCACGGGCCAGAUUCGGCCCAAUUGCCCUAGGGAUCCAGCCCGCGGAUGUUCUGUGGAUCAUCUAUUCUGUUCGUUAAUUUUUUUCCAUUAAUUUUUUUCAGCGGCGCCAUUGGGGGGCGCCAUUUCCCCCGUCCUCUCACACACCAUGGUCCCUCCUCCUGGCUUCUCCACGCCCUGCGUAGUGGAGGAAGGGGGCUGGGCUGAGCUGGCUGAGCGCCAUUUUGUAACCAAACAAUUAAACCCCUGUAUUGCAAACAAUCAUCAGUAAUAUCCAAGGCAACAUGAUCAUCAGUAAUAUCCAAGGCAACCUCUCCCGGCUGGAGAGGUUGCGCGGGGCUAAAGAAGCCAUAGCCCCGCUCAGCCUCUCCCGGCUGCAGAGGUUGCGCGGGGCUAUGGCAGAAGCCAAGACAGCGAGCGGGACACAUCCCGCUCGCUGUCUUGGCUUCUUUGCUCUUUGGGGCUGGGGGGGGGGGCCUGGCUUCCCCGGCAGCCCCAAGAAGCUCGCGGAGCAGCGGGAAGGCUGCACACCUUUCCGCUGCUCCCCAACCUGCUCUUUGGGGCUGGCGGUGGGCUUCCCCCCGCCAGCCCCAAAGAGCAGGUUGAAAGGAACCCGAAGUUGCCUUCGGGUUGCCUUCACUGAAGCCUGGAGAGCGAGAGGGGUCGGUGUGCACUGACCCCUCUCGCUCUCCAGGCUUCCAAGGUAGCCGCCUGAAAGCGACUGAACACACCUUGAACAGCACCUUGUUUUAGAGGGGGAGAACAAGGGGGGGGGAAAUUCUCCCCCUCUCUGCGCAGCGCCUCCUGCCACUUCGCUGAAGGGGCACUGGGCAGAGAGGGGGAGAAUUAUUUUUUUCUUGUUCUCCCCCUCUAAAACAAGGUGUGUCCUAUGGUCGGGUGUGUCCUAUAGAGCGAAAAAUACGGUACCCGCUGUUUUGUGGAAUUCUUCUUCAGCACAGCAGAUGGAUACGGAAAUGCUUCAUAAACUGCAAAUUAAUUAUUGAAAUGAUGACCUGCAUAUGCAUGGUAACUUACAAUAACUCAAAUUAUUAUAAACUGUACGCAUUAACUAUAAUGUCAAUUCAAUAUGAAAUGAAAGCAAAAGUACAUACCCCAUCUAUAUGGUGAAUGGAAUUGUAUAACAUCAGUUGCUGUGGAGCAAUGGUCAUAAGUUAGCAGCAUAGGUAGGCAGGGGCUGGGGGAUAGAGAGAGAAGUCCCCUCCGCCGCACGCAUGCGGUCCGGCCCUCCACAAGGUCUAGGGGACGGUGAACCGGCCCCCUCCCCAAAAAGUUUGCUGAGCCCUGCUCUAAACCCCACUGCACCAAAUAAUAUGCAUAUCAAAAAUGGUCUUCUUUCCUCUCCUAGGGCGACUCUGGUGGUCCUCUGGUUACUCCUGAUUCUAGAGGAAUAUGGUACCUGGUCGGCAUAGUGAGCUGGGGUGAAGAAUGUGCGAAGCCAAACAAGCCUGGAGUCUACACGCGAGUAACUUACUAUCGGGAAUGGAUUGCUGCCCGCACUGGGAUAUGAAGCUGCGAAGGAGGAUUGGCAGGCAAUGUCAGAGCCUGGAACCCCAAGACAUUUGGACUAUACAUAUAUAUACAUAUGAUGCAUAUAGCUCCAUUGUUUUGGUCCGUUCUGGUUUCAGAGCAGGCCUGGUGCCUCCACCAGAGGCACCAACACAAUUCCUUGCCAAAUUACGCUAUGCCCAUCAGCCUCAUUUUAUUUCAUGUUCUUGGUUUUGUUUUGUUUUUUGUUUUUUUACAAGGAGAGCAAUAGAUUGAGGAAUACAGUUGCAACCAGCAAGAAAUGUUUUGCUUGUGGUUCUUUACGUCGCCAAACCGUGAAACAGUUGUACUGUUUUAAUACAGUGGAUCUCUUAUUGCCGUAUCUUUUUUGAUAACCUGGCUGACAGUGCUUUUUUAAAGGGGUUCACAUCCCGUUUUGCUCAAGGCAAUGACUACGCAUAGGGACUAGGAACAGCCCGAUUUAUUUCCUCCCUCUUUCAAGUCUAAAUACCCCAGUCACAAAUAUCCCAGCCAGUAUCUUGGGGGAGGCGGGUCCUUGUGCAAGAGGCUGCCUGUGUUCUCCUUAACUCAGGAAUGGUGGAGAGGGGUGAGGCAGGAAGAUCGAGAAAGCACAGAGAGUCCACUGUGGUACAGUGGUGCCCCGCAAGACGAAUGCCUCGCAAGACGGAAAACCCGCUAGACGAAAGGGUUUUCCGUUUUGGAGGUGCUUCGCAAAACGAAUUUCCUAUGUGCUUGCUUCACAAGACGAAAAUGUCUUGCGAGUUCCUGCGGGGGUUUCCCCCCCCCUUUUCCCAAGCCGCUAAACCGCUUAUCAGCUGAUCGGCUAAGCCGCUUAACAGCUGAUCCUUAAGCCGCUUAUCAGCUGAUCGUUAAGCCGCUUAUCAGCUGAUCGCUAAGCCGCUUAUCAGCUGCUCGCUCCGCCGCUUAUCAGCUGAUCCGCUAAGCCCGCUAAUACUGUAGCGCUAAUCCGCUAAACCGCUAAUGGGCUUGCUUCGCAAGACGAAAAAACCCGCAAGACGAAGAGACUCGCGGAACGGAUUCUUUUCGUCUUGCGAGGCACCACUGUAUUCUGUUACCUUGAGUGUACCCUGAUGCAGAUCCGUCUUUCCCAUAGGACUUAGUGGCUCGUUGCGCCAGGGCGCCGGCCUCUCAGGGGUGCCCCAGCUUUGCCGGCGGCCUCCCCUUUCCCUGCAUGCCACCAGCUGUGCCCCACCAACCAUCUUUCCCUCCUACCCUCCUCGGCCCACCCCCCAUUUGUGGGCGGGCGCAUUGGCGCUGCUGCUGCUUGUGCUGCUCCCAUAAACGCUCUGUGGCAGCCGCACGGGCAGCAGUGGACAAGGAGCCGCUCCUCAACUCUGAGGCGGUGGCCGAGGACGGGCUGCCUCCUCCUCCUCCUCCCCCUCAGCCGUGGGAAUCCCAUCAGCCGCUGUCGUCGUCUGAGGAAGCGGUGGGAGCGGCAGUGGUGGGAGCGGCUCCCGAGGGGCCUCCUCCACGUCACCAGUGCCCGCCGCCCCACCACCACCACUCCCCGGGGCACAGGCGGCGGUGUGGCAACUGCCUCCUGCUCCUCAGGCCCUUGGGCCGCUGGGCAGCAGCGAGAGCGCUGGCAGCAGGCUGUCGUCAGGCAGCGGAGGAGGAGGCACCCUGGAGCCCCGCAAGCGAGCAUGGGGUUCUGGCGGUCUGGCCAGCCACACCGCAUCCACCACAUUGACAGCGUCUUCUGUGGGCAGCGGCUCCCAGGACUAGGAGGUGGUCCGCGAGUUGGGCCCCGAGUUCUAAAUUCUGAGAAAGGGAGGGGUGCCGGAGGGAUCUUUGCACCAGGGCGCCGGAUAUGCUUAAGACGGCCCUGCUCUGAUGUCAAGUUUCCCCUCAGAUCCAUUGUCCUGACACCCAAGAGCAUAACAAAAGGUUCUAUGAGCACAUUGUAUUUCACAAUGCGUGGUGCGCCUGCAAGCAUCAAACCAGUAUCGUGUUUUUGCUCUGCUUCCUGUGCACCUGAGGGGCCUUGGUGGACUUCUUGCUGCCAUCAUCAGGGCCUUGAGAAGGUGCCCCACAGAGGGCUCGCAGCAUUAACAUCCCACGAGGGACUUGCUUCUCCAAUAGCCACAGCCUUGGAUUCCAGCAAAAAAUCAGGCAUGGUUUUGCAGCCUUGCUUCCAGCUCACAAAACUCAGACUCCCCACGCUGGCCUUUGUCUUUCUAACUACCAGAGAGUUGAGGACCCCCCCCCCCCCAUUUUCUGUCUGGCACACAGCCACUUCCUUUGUUACCUGACUGGCCCAUACUUAGAGAGCCAUUGCCUCACCAGGAAGCUAGCCUGGCUUUUCCAGGAAUUGAAUCAGUGCUGAAUCCAGGAAUUAGAAGGGGGCUCAGGCAUACAGCCUACUGCCCCCAAACUCAUAACACUAACAUGCAAAACUGUGCAUUUCAAAGUAUUUUUCUUACGGACCAGCAUGGCUGCCUUUGUGGUUUCAUUAGCCAAAACGUUUAUCUGCAUUUUAAUUCAUCUCUUCAGCAAUAGCAAUAGCAAUAGCAAUAGCAAUAGCAAUAGCAACGACUGCAAUGUUCACAUAAAUAGGAGAGCACCUGGCUUAAAGGCAAAUGUAAGCCUUGCGUUCCCAUUCUAACUUCCUUCGUUGGGCAGUCAUUUGCUGGGAGUAUACCUGAGACCUAAGUUGUUUGCUUGCCACCUCCUCUGCAAAUCUGAUGCAAGAUUCAAGUCGCAUGUUGAGAUCCUUGUGUGAUGCAACAGAAUUAAGGUGGGAGCAGCCAAGCUUUACUCAUUUUUAUUUUUUUUAAUAGCUCGUCCAUGGUGUGUUUUCCUUCCCACCUCCUUUAAACUAUGCCUUGUGUUUGGAAAAUGCAACAAAUGUUGUUCGCCAGCAAGCGAGAAUAUAAUAGUCUGCGGUUAAAGAGUAAGAAUUAAUCAAUAAGGCUGCCCUGCCGGCUAAUUGAUCGUUGGGAUAGCUCAGUUGGUAGAGCAUGAGACUCAAUCUCAGGGUUGUGGGUCUGGGCCCCACAUUGGGCAAAAGAUUCCUGCAUUACAGGGGGUUGAUGACCCCCUUCCAUCUCUACAAUACUAUGAUUCUAUGAAUGCAGACAUUCCAGCCCAAACCCCAGCAUUAUUCCUUCAUCCCCAUAGUCUCUCCUCACACCUGACAGCUCAUCAUCCUUCAUGGCUUGGAUUACCGCAAGAGGCCCUGCUUGUCAGAUAUGGAUGGAUGACAUAGCUGUCAAUUUACAGAUUUGAAAAUAAGGGACCAGCAGCCUCGAAAACAAGGGAUCAGCAGCCAAAAUAAGGAAUUUUCCAAGCACAGGUAUGUUCAACUUCUGAGCCCCUCCGAGCCAAAGGCAGAAAGCCCAGCCAGCAGCCAAACGAAGCCUCAAGCGGUGGUUCCCACAGCGCAGCAACCCAGCAAAGGGGAUGCAGCAAGGAAAACCACCAUCACCUCUCCGCUGGGAAGCGCUGAGCAAAGGCGAGUCCCCAGGCAACGCGGCCGAUUUGAUCGGCACAAGGCAUGCAAGCUCCACCCCCCAGUCGUUCUUAGACUCCUUAUUGGGUGAGCAACGCAGCCAAGCAACACAGUUGGAGCCUCCCUCCUCCCUGGCUGGCAGGGAGGGAGAGGAGCUGCUUCCUUUGAAACCCAGGGAAUUUAAGGGACAUCAUCAAUAAGGAACAGCAGCAGGACACAGCACUGGGAUAAGGGACUUUCCCGCCAAAUAAGGGACGGUUGACAGCUAUGAUGGAUGAUACAGCCUUAUGCCGCUUGUGGACUCCUGCAGGGGUUCUCCUGUAGCAGAAAUGAAGGAAAAACAGAUACGUGUUUACUUCUUGCUUCUCUGGAAUCAUAGGUUUGCUGUCCAGCUACAAAUUACCCACGGCAGAUUCAAAUAAAGAAUCGGGACCUGCUGUUCCACUGCAUUUUUUAGUUUAUUCUGUAGGAAAAAGAGAAUGGCAUGUCAAUGUUGGGCUCACCGUUAUCCAUCUUGCAGCCCAGCUAGGCUGAUUACUGCUCAAACUGUGCAUAAACAAGUGUGCAGGCCAGCAGAUUCUUCCCUACAGAUGCCAACACCUAUUGCAGUGACAAUCCACAAGAGGGCACUGCUAUAUAGUUGCAGCUAUAACGUUUUAAGUGCAUUAUACAAACGUGACACUAGAUGGCACUGAUGAGCUAAUGGCAAAUUCCAUAUAUAUUUUACAUUUUUAACAAAAGCAUUUUCACAGCGUUUUCUUAAAUAUCUGUGUAGAUCCAUUCUCGGUCUUCCAGAACGACACAGUAAGCCCAGUAGCCAGGAACGUAACUCAUCCCUCUGGUCACUGCCAGAUCCUGGGGGGGAGUGGCUAGCAGGCAAGAAAACUAUUCACGCUUGUGCUAUGCCAAAACCUUCUCCUGCACUUGAAACGAAAAUGAAAACUAUUCUCAGUCAAUUAGUGAGAAAAGAAAUAUUGUUUGAAAAUUAUCAAAAGGGAUAGAGAUUUCAGUGAAAUUCCCAUAGGUUUUGGGUGCACUCAACUGGCUUUUGAGAUCGUCAAGGGGUGCAUGUGAGAAUAUUUUCUUUCAUCGUCUCCCUGGUCGUCUGCACUCUACAGCCCUCCAAGGUGCCUGCACUUCCCAGGGAAAGACAGAAUAAGAUAACUCCUCCCCGAAGGCUCUUCCAGAUCAGGAAGCCUAGGCAGCCAGGGAGGCUGCAGACAUGUUUGCUGGUGUCACGGACUGGUUGGACGCAGAAGAGCGGUGGGAGGCACUGGCUAGGGACCCACCAAGGGAAGAAAGCUCAGAGCCUGAGGAGUAGUAGGGGGAUGACGAUGAGUGGUCAGAGGCAGGCCCAGACAGAGGAGGGGGGCCAUAUGGGCCACUUGGCCCGGGCCUCCAAUUCCAAAUGGGGCCUCCGUCAGCAUAUUCACAAUUGCAGGGGAUGCACUGGGGCAAAUGUGGAGGCGCAAAGGCGGCGGCGGUGGGCGCAAUCCCUAGGGCCAUGGCUGGCAGCGCAAGAGAAAACCUUUCCCGGCAUCCGGGGCGGGGCCUGCGAUUGGCUCCACAGAGGAGUGCAGAACAGGCGCCGGGUGGGUGGAGGCGACCAAGGCUCCAGCAGCCAGCGUGCCACGAACUUGAUGGUGGACCAUGUUUUUCAUGCUGUUAAAAGUUGGUGAGUUUUUGUUUGAAAAAUUGUUUGCCAAAAAUUAAAACCACACGUACCUUAAAGAUAAGUGUGCUGGCUUUCUUAUCGCUAAUUUUUUUAAAAAAAUGAUGAAAAAUUGAUGAAGAUGUGGCCGUUUGUUGACUAGGCCAGGAAUAUUACUUACACCUGAGGAGUACAUAUAGCUCAAUGAGGAUAAAAUUUGGUGGAAACCUUGUUUUUUAAAGAAAUAGCGGCUUUUGAGCAAUAGUGGCUUUCUCACAAGCAUACAUCUUUUUUAAGGGUAGAAUAAGAAGACGGAGAAGUUUUAAUUAUAAUUUAAAUACAUUAUUGAACUAUUAAAAAUUGUUUAAUACAGUGGUACUUUAUUCGUUCCAGAGGUCUGUUCUUAACCUGAAACUGUUCUUAACCUGAAGCACCACUUUAGCUAAUGGGGCCUCCUGCUGCCGCCGCGCCGCUGGAGCACAAUUUCUGUUCUCAUCCUGAAGCAAAGUUCUUAACCUGAAGCACUAUUUCUGGGUUAGCGGAGUUUGUAACCUGAAGCGUAUGUAACCUGAAGCAUAUGUAACCCAAGGUACCACUGUACAUUUUAAAAUGAAUAAUGUAUUUAUUGUAAAAUGUAUUUAAAAUUACAAUACAUUAUAAAAAAAGUUAUGUUAUAUACUUACUUAUUUAUAAGACUUCAGUUAUCCCCCAGGGUAAAAAAAAGGGGGCCACAUUAUCUACCUGGCCCGGGCCUCUGCCUCACUCUGCAAGGCCCUGGUCAGAGGGAGAAACGGGAGAAGACUGGGAGGAGGAGAUGUUGGAGCCUGAAGAGGUAACAGGGUUUAGUGUGCUGGGAGAGUCUGUGGCAGACAGAAGUUCAGAAUCAGAGGCAGGAGCUGAAGCAGAAGAGGAGGGAGGCCAAGAGGCAGAGAUAAGGCAGGCUGCUGAAAAGUAAUCAGUGUCUCUCUCUCUUGCUGCGACAAGCUCCCCGCCCCCCCUUGUCCCCCAGAGUCUGAAAAGACAUGAAAAGAGUGGAGGAGAGGUUGACUGUAUGCAGGCACAGUCUCCGGUUGCAUGUUGGGGACGCGGGUGGUGCUGUGGUCUAAACCACAGAGCCUAGGGCUUGCCGAUCAGAAGGUCGGCGGUUCAAAUCCCCACAACGGUGUGAGCUCCCAUUCCUUGGUCCCAGCUCCUGCCAACCUAGCAGUUCAAAAGCACGUCAAAGUGCAAGUAGAUAAAUAGGUACCGCUCUGGCGGGAAGGUAAACAGCGUUUCCUUGCACUGCUCUGGUUCACCAGAAGUGGCUUAUUCAUGCUGGUCACGUGACCCAGAAGCUGUACGCCGGCUCCCUCGGCCAAUAAAGCGAGAUGAGCACCACAACCCCAGAGUCGGCCACGACUGGACCUAACAGGGGUACCUUCACCUUUACUUUUACUCAUGUUGUUAAUUGAGGUUGCAUUUCCCACAAUUAUCUCUGCCUUUGUUAUCUACACCUUUGUCACUUCCCAUCAGCCUAAUCAAAUACUGCCUUGGCUGUUGCUGCCUAUAAUGCAAGAUAGGAUAGGAAUUUCCUACCAUUGCGGUGCAAAAUUAGGUCUUGCAGAAAUCCGGGUUCUGGCAUCCUGUAUUUUAGUGGGAGGUUUACUUAAUUUUAACGCAAAGGUAGAUGCACUUUCUUUGUCACCAGUGCUAAUUAUGGAAAUAGAAACACAAUCCGGGCUGUUUUUCAGGAGCAGGAACCUUUUUAAAAUAACUUUUAUAAACAUCAAGGCGAACCUUUGGUUAUAUACAAAUUUCAUAAACGUUAGCAACAGCAACUUGCCGGAAAGCUUGGGCAUUUAUACUCUGCAACAAUUAAGACAGGUAUCCCCAACCUUUGGCCCUCCAGAUGUUUUGGACUUCAGUUCCCAUCCUCCCUCACCACUGGUCCUUUUAGCUAGGGAUCAUGGGAGUUGUAGGCCAAACAUCUGGAGGGCCGCAGGCUGGGGAUGCCUGAGUUAAGAUGUCUAUCCCUCCUAAUCAGGGCUGGAUUUAGGUUUGAUGAGGCCCUAAGCUACUGACUGAAGGUAAUGGGGCCCUUUAUAUGUCCAGCUGUCCUUUGUCAACAACAAAUUGCCGCUGUUUUUUGUGUUGAAUAUAUGCUAUAUGGUCAUUUAUGGACCUAACUUAUGGAACUGAAGCCAUUUGCACAUAACAAAAUAUGUAUUUUAUCAAAGUAACUGUUGAACUGAAAUACAAUUAGGAAGAAAUAUAUUAAUAGUGAAAUAAUUAUUAAGCUGUAACUUAAAAUGUUUUUUUAUUUAUAACAAACUUAAUAAUGCAAACACUUUGACAUUUGGCAAUAACAAAAGUGCCUUUAGAAACACAAUUUACAAAGUCUCAGAAUUUUUUGGGGGGCCCCCAAGAGAGUGGGUACCUAAACUAUAGCUUGUUUAGCUUAUACGUAAAUCCGGCACUGCUCCUAAUCCAUUACAUUUGAUUGGGAGAUCAUCUUAUUGGCAUCAAGAAGGCAUCAGAAUGGCUAAGAAUUGUUUAAUUCACUGUUUAAUUCACUGUUUAAUUCAUUGUUUAAUACACUGUCGAUAGAAAAAGGACCUGAGAAUGACUGGCCAUCUGCCAAGGAUAUUACAGACCCUGGAUGCAGCAGUUGGACCAAAUGGUGAUCUCUGGAGUCGCUUCCGACUAUAAAUUCUGGCUCGAGGCCAGGAUGCUGCCAAUCAACUUGGCACUUAGUAAGGCUGCUAUAGAACUUUACUGCCAUCAAGUGGCAGCAGCCCAUUCAAAAACACCUCACCUAUCCCUUCUAGACAUGAUAGGGUAGUGGCACGGAGGGACUAGACACAGAUUUCACAAUGAGAUCCACAACAUUCUUUACUAGAGGUGAAACGUCUGUGAUAUAAACAAGCAUUUUGGCCUAGAUACACAAUGUGUCUUUCAGCAUUGAACCUGAAAGAUUCAGUAUUGUGGCUUUAAUUUUUUUUGCCAGUGUUAUCUGCAACGUGUGUGUCUCUGGAGCAGCAACUAAGAUACAUAGCAGCAUGUUCCUUCACCUCUACAGUGGUACCUCAGUUUACGAACUUAAUCCAUUCCGGAAUUCCGUUCUUAAACCAAAUCUGUUCUUAAGCCAAGGCGCGCUUUCCCAGUGUGGUGUGGUUAAGAGCAGUGGACUUGUAAUCUGGUGAACCGAGUUUGCGUCUCCACUCCUCCACAUGCAGCUGCUGGGAGACCUUGGGCUAGUCACACUUCUCUGAAGUCUCUCAGCCCCACUCACUUCACAGAGUGUUUGUUGUGAGGGAGGAAGGGAAAGGAGAAUGUUAGCCGCUUUGAGACUCCUUCGGGUAGUGAUAAAGCGGGAUAUCAAUUCCAAACUCCUCUUCCUCCUCUUCUUCUUCUAAUGAGGCCUCCUGCUGGUGGUUACCUUCCACCGUUUGGCUUCCAUUCGUAGACCGAGGUAAAGUUUGCAAACCGGAACACUACUUCCGAUUUUGCGGAGUUUGUAAACCGAAUAGCUCGUAAACACGGCUGUUCUUAAACCGAGGUACCACUGUACUUGUUUUGUAAAAAAUAGGGGGGGGGCAUUAAUGACAUGUGCCACUUUGAGCUCCUUAAUAAAAAUAUAUUAGUAGAAGAUUGGCGCUGCGGUCCAGACCGCUAGGCUCUUGGGCUUGCCGAUCGGAGGGUUGGCGGUUCGAAUCCCCUUGACAGAGUGAGCGCCCGUUGCUCGGUCCCUGCUCCUGCCAACCUAGCAGUUUGAAAGCAUGCCUAGAUACCGUAUUGGCCUGAAUAUAAGCCUCACUUUUUUUCCCAAAUUCCGACCAUGAAAAGUUAAAGUGUGGCUUAAAUUCACAACCUGACAAAAAUGGGCUUUUAUGGUAUCGCUGUAGGAUUUUCUUCUACAUUUGCCAUUUACAGGUGUGAGUGUCUGCGGAAUUUUAAGGGUGUGGCUUAUAUUUGGGUAUUGUCUUUCUUUCUCCCCCCACCCUUGAAUUUUAAAGGUGCAGCUAAUUUGCAGGUGCGGUUUAUAUUCUGGCCAAUACGGUAAAUAGGUACCGCUCCAGCGGGAAGGUAAACGGUGUUUCCAUGCGCUGCUCUGGUUCACCAGAAGCGGUUUGGUCCUGCUGGUCACAUGACCCGGAAAGCUGUCUGUGGACAAACGCCGGCUCUCUCGGCCUAUAGAGCGAGAUGAGCGCGCAACCCCAUAGUUGCCUUUGACAGCCUUUAGAAGGUAUCUGAAGGCAGCCCAGUAUGGGAAGGGUUUUUAAAAAUGUUUAAUGUUUUAUUAUGUUUUUAUAUAUGUUGGAGGGACGCGGGUGGCACUGUGGGUUAAACCACAGAGCCUAGGACUUGCUGAUCAGAAGGUUGGCGGUUCGAAUCCCCGCGACGGGGUGAGCUCCCGUUGCUUGGUCCCUGCUCCUGCCAACCUAGCAGUUUGAAAGCAUGUCAAAAUGCAUGUAGAUAAAUAGGUACCGCUCUGGCGGGAAGCUAAACGGCGUUUCCGUGCGCUGCUCUGGUUCACCAGAAGCGGCUUAGUCAUGCUGGCCACAUGACCCGGAAGCUGUACGCUGGCUCCCUCGGCCAAUAAAGCGAGAUGAGCGCCGCAACCCCAGAGUCGGUCACGACUGGACCUAAUGGUCAGGGGUCCCUUUACCUUUUUAUAUAUGUUGGAAGCCACUCAGGGUGGCUGGGGCAGCCCAGUCAGAUGGGCGGGGUACAAAUAAUAAAAUUAUUAUGAUUAAAGAAUAGUGGGAUAAACAUGGAAUUAAUAAUGAUAGGUACCUUCCUUUGAAUAGGUCAGCCCCAAGAGCAGGCUUCCUCAGACUCGGCCCUCCAGAUGUUUUGAGGCUACAAUUCCCAUCAUCCCUGACCACUGGUCCUGCUAGCUAGGGAUCAUGGGAGUUGUAGGCCAAGUUGUAGGCUGAGUUUGAGGAAACCUGCCCAAGUGUCUGGUCUGGAGAAUAGCUGACCAUCUCUAACCUAGAAUAUAAGAAGCUGAUGCCUUUAAAUAGUACAUAGAAAUUCUUCCCCUACUUGCUAACAUUUUUUGCAAUUUUAGGAAGGAACUUAGAGAGAAAUAGAGAAAGGAAGUGUUGUCUAAAGAGAAGUGACUGAUGAAAAAAAUAAAGAAGAGGUAUUUCUUUUUUGCAAAAAUAGUCCACAUUCCUCCCUCUGGAAUCACAGAGACUUGCCAAACUGUUUUGAUCAAGUGAUUCCUUUUGUUUUUGUAUCCCAAUGUAAUCCGCAGAACCUCCAAUCUAUUCUCAAUGCCACACAACCAAUUGUGUUGUGUUGUUUGAAGUUUCCUGGGAGGUGCAGUUUGUUUAGGGUGCCGGGAAGUGAGGAAGUAACUAAAGUUCCCAGGAUUCUUUGGGAGAAGCCAUGCACCUUAAAUGUGCAUUGAAUAUGUUUUAGAUGUAUUGUGUAGAUCUGUCCUUAGUGUGAAAUCUGCAUACCUCACUCACAUGUUUAUGAGAAGUCUGUGUGUAUCUUGAUUGGGUGCUGCCCUUGAAAACCACUCAGAAACAUCAGUUGGUGCAAAAUUUGGCAGUCCAAAAUUCUGUCAUUGGCUACAGUUCAUUUCUAUGUGCGGAUCAAGGUGUUUGCUAUUAUUUUAAAGUCCUUGACAGCUUCCAUGCAAGCUGCGUAAGAGAUUGUCUCCUCCUAUGUGACUCUGCCUAUCCUUUAGGCCUCCUCCAUGCGUCAAGGACUUUUGUGGUAUGGUUGGUAGGAAUGUGUGAGAAACCUUUUCUAUGGCAGCACCCAUACGGGGAACUCCCUGUCGCAAGAACAUAGCACUUGAAUGUCUUUCUCUUCCAGCAAGCUUUUAACUUUGCUGCAGUUUGAAGUUAUUAAAUAUCAUUAUGGGCUGGCUUUCUAAGUCGCCACCCCACAUGCUGCUUAUAAGCUAUUAUUGUGAUGCUUAGUUUAUUGCUAUCGUGAUGCAGAUUAGUGUUACUGUUAUUCUGACUCCUGCUGGUAUUUUAAGCAACUUGGAGCGCCAUUAAGGAUCACUAAUGCAGAUCGUGUUUCAGAUUUUGGGGAAGAAAUCUCGGUCAGCUAGGGACGUACACAGCAGAGCUCAUUUUAAUAAUAAUAAUAAUAAUAAUAAUAAUAAUAAUUUUUAAUUAAAUUUUCCAUUUUAACAAUCCAAUCAAAUCACAUUAAAUAUUCCAAAUUAUACAAAUACAUAUCAUAUAGUCCAUAUAUUCUGCCAAAAAUUUUUUGGGACUUCCCAUGCUUCAAGUUUGGGGGGGGGCCUCUGAUAAUCUCAUAUCUCUGCUGCCUUGAGUUUCCAAUAGUUCCUUUAAAUCUUCCUGUUGUUAACCUUCCUUCUUUCAUGGCCUCUGAGUUGUUUCCACAGGCGAGUUAAAGUAAGCAAUGAUGUGUGAAUUUUGCGUACUUGACUCUCCUAUUGUUGCAGUGUCUCCUCACACGCUGGUGUUUAUGCCGAAUCAAUCCAAAAGUCAUUUCGCUGCUGGCAGACGCCAUCUUCUCUCAGUUCCGAUGAAAUCAAAUCUAGGCAUUUGCUCAUUAAUUUCCCUAGACCGGUUGCAUCAAACAUUAGCCUUUCCAGAGGAGAUUUGCCAAAUCGGACUUAAAGUGCAGAUAUAAUAACAAAUUAAGAGCUCACCUCCCUCUAUGACUAUUUAUCUCUGCAGCUUGGUCUUAGAGUCCAUCCAAAGUUUUUUGAAGUCUCUCCAGCGGCUAACGAGAUCCUGCUUCUUUCUAAUAUCAAUAUUUGGAGGGUCUUUUAUCUUCUUCCAAGCAAUUCAAAAAACAAAAGCUUUAAUUAUAUAGUAUUGUUGUUUCCACACAGUUUAUAUUUUCUAAUCUCACUUGCUGUAAAUAAUGUAAACGGUUCUUCUGGGGGGGCGGUUGUCAGGUAUUGUAAUAAAUCAUAGUAAAAAAGGCUUUACCCCCCCCUCCUUUUCCAUUCCGUUCCAACAUACCAACUUAAAUGUUACUCUUAGAUGUUAUCUUUCUUCCUCUCUGUCACUCUUGGCACCUCAGUGGCUGGCUUAAUUGGCAGAUUAAUUCCCCCCUCCUCACUCGAAGCAUGUCCAAAACUUAAAUCCAAUUUUUCAUCUUAAGAAAUGGAACUUGGUGUGCUCGCGGGGACAGCGUCCAGGAGAUCCGAACUCCCUCGGGGGCUUUCCAUCCAGUGCCCCCACCCACUCCUUCUUUAUGAACUUGGGGGUGGUUUCACAGCAGAGCUCAUUGACUAGUUCUUGGAUAUGUUCCAGGUUAAAUUCCAUAAAAGCUAUGCAGUUUGUGGACAUCUAGCUCAUUAGUGUGUGUUUUUUAUUUAUUAAAAAAAUUACCAUAAUAAUUAUAGAAAGAUUAUCAACACACAUCAACCACCCUUUCUUGAAAAGCAAGGGGAUUUGUGCUGACAUGCACACCGCAGGCAUCAUUAAACAGCAAAAGGAGAGCGCCACUCAAAAUAGUAAAAAGGUAAUAGGUACCCUGCAAAGGGCCCUAACAUCAUUAGGCUGUAUGCUCCCCCACCCUUUCUCUCCAUCAUUGUCACUGGUGGGAAAAUACAUGGCACCGUGAUGUAUUAAAAGACACAGAGAUAACUACAUUCCAACCCAUGCACUGGGUCAGGAGGUGUGAAUCAGGUCAGGUCGCGUUAGAAUUCACGAAGAUCAAAUUCUGUAAGCAUCCCUAGAGGCACAUGUGAUGGAAGAGGAAGAUAAACGAAACCCUUCUUUGCACCCUUCCUCCCAUUGACUGCCUCCUAGAGGACACCAGGUUGGGAAAGUCUGUUGUAAUAGGUAAGGUGUCAAACUAGGAGUUGAUAGAACUCGGACAAAUCCCCACUCUAGCUGCUCAAUGAGUGGUCUUUUGACAGUCAGUGCUGGAUGCUGCCAGUGGCUCCCAGCUGGUUGCUCAGGAAAGUAUAAAGACAAGGAAAAGUUUUUUACCAUCCUUUUUUUAUUUCAGUCUUUACAGAGAGAGUCUAUAGAACCCACCCUCAAAUUCUGCAUCAAAUCUGUAGAGACACCUGUGAUGGAAGGGAAGAUAAACGAAACCCUUCUUUGCACGCUUCCUCCCAUUGACUGCCUCCUGAGGUGGACCAAUUAUGCCCAAGAAAUGUCAAGUAGGAUGCAAUCACAUCCUUAUUUGGAUGCUCUCGUUUGGACAGGAGGGCUUUCUGGAGUCUUAAAAAAGAAACCAUUCAGCUCACUCGUCUAUUUCCAGGGCUCAACACAGUGGACAGCUUUUCUCCACCAAACUCCACUCAUACACACAUGUAGCCAGGCCUGGUCCAACCAGGAGGUGGGGUGAAGCAGCCGCCUGAAGCAGAAGAAGCCCCCAGACAGUGCCUACAGGGGUGCCUCGCCUGUCCUGCCACCAGCAUUGGUUCCAAAUUCUGUUGAAAUCUUGCUAGAUCUUGUCCAAAUCUCAUGAUGUCAAGCUGCUGUCAGCAGCUCCUGGCUGGUUGCCCAGGAAAGUAAUGAAGACAAGGGAAAGUAUCUUACCGUCCUUUUUUAUUUCAAUCUUCACAGAGAGAGACUAUAGAACCCAGCCUCUUGGAUAAUGGUGUUGUCCCGAGUGAAUCUACACACACACACAUACCCCACCUCUCCCACAUUCCUCGUUCAUCACUUCUACGGGUGUUGCUACAUGCCCCCUGUCUUUGAGCUCUUUGCUCUCCUACUUUUAAGGACCUCCAGGUUCUGGGAGAUGAGGGGUCUGGAAUGCUUUCUAAAGACACCAUGUCAGCCGACUGCUGUUCCAGUCCUGCCUCCCCCCUCCCAUGAUUUCCCAACUUUGCCCCUCAUCUGCCUCUGAGCUGCUAUCUCCCUCAAACCCCUGUUGUAAAUCUAUACAGUGGUACCUCGGAUUAAGAACUUAAUUCGUUCUGGAGGUCUGUUCUUAACCUGAAACUGUUCUUAACCUGAGGUACCAUUUUAUAAUAAUAAUAAUAAUUUAUUAUUUAUACCCCGCCCAUCUGGCUGGGUUUCCCCAGCCACUCUGGGCGGUUUCCAACAAAACACUAAAAUACAAUAACCUAUUAAACAUUAAAAGCUUCCCUAAACAGGGCUGCCUUCAGAUGUCUUCUAAAAGUUUGGUAGUUAUUUUUCUCUUUGACAUCUGGUGGGAGGGCGUUCCACAGGGCGGGUGCCACUACCGAGAAGGCCCUCUGCCUGGUUCCCUGUAAGCUGGCUUCUUGCAGCGAGGGAACCGCCAGAAGGUCCUCGGCACUGGACCUCAGUGUCCGUGCAGAACGAUGGAGGUACCUUCAGGUAUACUGGACCAAGACCGUUUAGGGCUUUAAAGGUCAGCACCAACACUUUGAAUUGUGCUCGGAAACGUACUGGGAGCCAGUGUAAGUCUUUCAAGACCGGAGUUUAGCUAAUGGAGCCUCCCGCUGCUGCCACACCGCCACCACGUGAUUUCUGUUCUCAUCCUGAAGCAAAGUUCUUGGUACUAUUUCUGGGUUAGUGGAGUUUGUAACCUGAAGCGUCUGUAACCUGAGGUACCACUGUACUGUCUUCCUCUUCCUUCUCCCUGAAAGGGUCAGGAUAGUGAGGCAGUCUCCACCUUUUCUCCGCUGCCCACAUCAAGCACAACAGUUCUUGUGGGAAUUAAAGGAACUCCAUCAGCUUCUAGUCGAUUUCAGAGCACACUUCAAAGUCAAUUUGUACACUGUGCCAAUGCAGAUUUGGGGAUUGUUUUUAAAGGUUGUCUUGUUUUAUUCUUGUUUUGGUUCUUCCUUUGCUAAAUGCCUUCCUGCAGUUCUGGAAAGGCAGAAAGAAAGUGGCUAACAUUUCCCACAUGCAUGCCACUUUAUCUCCGUGAAUCAUUAAUUAUCAACCCCUUUCCUCUGGGGAGCAUGUAAAUUGAAGGGUGUGUGUGAGAGAGACCUCUCCCCACCCCACUCUUCAAAGAGCUUUUGCUGCACAUUACCAAAUGAGCAAUUCACUGAUAAAUGUAUCUAUGUACUGGCUCAAUGGGAAAACUUUAGGAAUUCAUAUAAAAUCACUCCAGUGAUGGAUUUAUACCAUUCCAACAUUGUUCUACUCAGAAGGGAAAUAGCUACCAGGGGAGAAGCUUGGGAUACGGCUAGGGGCAGCCAUAAUCCCUGAAGCAUAAGACCACGUACUCAGCAGCCCCACUAACUGGGUGUGUUGUAAACAAAAAUCGCCCUUUUCCCUUAUCCAAGAGCCCAUAUAGAGUCCUUACAUAGGUUCCCUAUUGGUAGGAGAAAAUAACAGAGGCCAACCAGAGAAUAUUGAGAAGCAAAGCAGCUAGUAAGCUUGAUCUUUAUUGAUCUGUUGCAAUAGGGUGCUCCCCUCACCCGGAGGAGAGGAGGAAGAACCCAGAACAAUGUUGCACAAGGCCUUAUAAAGACUUUUGAAAUUGCCACCCUGUAGAUCAAGACCACCCCCAGAAACAUCAUACAUACAUCACAAAAGGGGUGUAACCUAAGACCACCCUUCCGAUACAUCACACCUACAUCACAGAAAAGGCCAUCUAAACAGAAAUUUGAAUGUUGUUUUUCCCCUGUCGUUGUUUAUCUCCUGUCUGGCAGGUUACUUGACUGGAUUUCCUGGGGAGCCUGGCUAGUCUUUUGUAAUGAUAAAUACUCACACCCUAUUCAAACACAGACAUACCCUUAAGACAGGAUUUGUGAAGGAAAAGACAAUGGGGAGGCUUUUCCACUUUGACCUUGCAGAGAAAACAUUUGCUCAGUUUAGGAAUCAAAAUGGCUUCAGGUCGGUCUUCCUGUGCUGAUCUAUGUACGUGCUUGGUUGGUAUGCUUAUGAACAUUACCAUAUAUCUAAGACCAUAAAAUUCCUAUCACAGGUGAAAAUUGGUGGCAUCCUGACACCUGAGUGCCAGACAGGUAGUCAUUCCAAGAAUAAUAGCAAACCCAGCCUCCAGUGGGUUUUGGGGUCUUGGUCAAGACAAAAGGGUGUGCUUAACUCGGCUGGGAAAACAGGAAAAUGUAAAUACUUACCUUUGUUUCACCUGAAGGGUGAGAGGCGGAGGUCAGAUGUGGGAAAGGGCAAGCCUGGUGCUCAGGUAUCUGUCAGAAGACCCCUCCUAAUUUAUGACAUAAAGGUAAAGGUAAAGGGACCCCUGACCAUUAGGUCCAGUCAUGACUGACUCUGGGGUUGCGGCGCUCAUCUCGCUUUAUUGGCCGAGGGAGCCGGCGUACAGCUUCCGGGUCAUGUGGCCAGCAUGACUAAGCUGCUUCUGGCGAACCAGAGCAGGGCACGGAAACGCCGUUUACUUUCCUGCCGGAGCGGUACCUAUUUAUCUACUUGCACUUUGAUGUGCUUUCAAACUGCUAGGUUGGCAGGAGCCGGGACUGAACAACGGGAGCUCACCCCAUCGCAGGGAUUUGAACCGCCGACCUUCUGAUUGGCAAUCCCUAGGCUCUGUGGUUUAACCCACAACGCCACCUAAGUCCCUUAAUUUAUGACAUAGUUAUGACCAAUAUAUGAUGUUUUACGAAGGGUGUUAUGUGUAGUUUGAGAAACUUAUAAAAAGAAGAGCCAUCCUUUGUUGGGGGCUUCUUUCUGCUUCUUCCAUGUGGUAGUUUGAAGUCUUGUUGCAAAAUAAAGAUCAGGCCUACUGGCUGCUCUUUCGCUCCUAUACUCUUGGCUGGUGUCUUCAUUUGACAAGGCAAGUGAGCUGGGGAAUUUUUAUUUAGCAAGUGACAGGGAUUGAGCAUAGUGUUCCUAGGCUAUCUUCCAUCAAGGAACUACCCAGUCCCGGGAGCCUAUGUGUCUUUAGUAGAUUGCUGCAUUGUGCACCUCCAGAGACACCCUGGCAACACACCCUCCCAUUUCUACUACAGUCCUAGAAUGAAGCGCAUAUUUCCUAAGCAACAGGGGUUACAAAAAUGGAGACAGAGAUGUUUCCUUCCUGCUGAGGGUUGCUAACAAAAGUUUUCUUCCUGCAGAUUGCUAGCUUCUGGAUAUUUCAUAUUUUGGGAACUCUUUCCAUACUAAGCAGAAAACGCUUAAUGGAUGGAAUGUGUCCAUGUUGUUGUGAAGGCAGAACUGUGAAACCAAACAAGCUUCAAUUUCAAGAUAGAGGAGAAAACUAGGGGUUUGUGGGAUACUCCCUAAGCUAUCAAUGGGGACUUUCUGUCUCCCUCUAGAUCUGACGUGAGGAUUAAGCAGUCUCUUGGAGGGUUGCAUCCUCCUCUGUGCUCAGACUGUAUCUAUGCUCAACCUGUAAACAACUCAAAUAUUACAAAACAGUAUACACCUUCGGUGACCUCCUCCCAAGGGAAACUAAACUUGGGUAAGCUGUGUAGCUCUGGAACUUCUCGCUGCUCAGAGAAGAGGGGUGAACGUAAAAAUAUCUCUCUAUGUCAAUGUGAUGUUAUGGGCUGGGUGUGAACAAGGAAAUCCUGGGUUCGAAUCACCACACUACCAUGAAGUUCACCUGGUUGUUAUGAAAAUAAAAUGGGGUAACAGCGCCUCACCCACACGGCUGAGAGAGUUCCUUGAAGGAGAGGCAGGGGACAAAAGUAGUAAAUGAGAUGUAGGGAAAUUGAGUUACCAGAAGAAAACACCCAAGUCUAGAAUUUGUUCUCACGUGUCACAGGUUGUUACAUUAGAUAGUUACUAAUCUAUCCCUUUUCUUGCUCAGAUGACUUAGCUUUAUAUUAAAGUCAUUUUUAAUGUUGUAUUUUAAUUUUGUUUUUAAGUUGUAAUCAUUCAGCUUGUUUUUAUUAUUGCUUGUUAGCCGCCCUGAACCCGGCCUUGGCUGGGGAGGGCGGGGUAUAAAUAAAAAUUAUUAUUAUUAUUAUUUAAAUUAAAAAAUAAAAAAGCAAAUGGAAUAAAGCUGAUAAAGACACUUUUCCUGCUAAAUCUCUGCAACAUCCAGUUAAGCAUACUGCAGCUGAUUAAAUACUUCUCUGCUCAUAUUCCUCUUCCUGUCCUCUCCUAUUUGCUCUGGGCUCUUUAUGUAGGCAAAUACACACAUCCAGAUAGCUUCAAAAAAGGACUCCCAGGGUUGGCUCAGUAACCUUUGCUGCCUGAAAUGGAGGGCAAGAUGACGCCCUCAUUCCAUGGAUAGAAGAUUAUUGGAUCUGCAGGUGAAUCUUAUUUCCAACACUGAAAAUGGGGCAGUAACUUCUGCCGCACCUGAGGGCAGAAGCUAUCGUAGAGGGGAGGCCACGUGGCUCAAAGUUCCCACCUAAAAGGGGCUAAAAUGAAUGGGAAGGUGGCCCUGUGGAAUGGGAAGCACCUCCCAUAGGAGGCUCCCAGUCUGGAGAGCCUAACACAUAAUUAGGAGAUCAGAUACAUAGAGCUGUAAUAGGAACGACAUAAGACUAUCUGUGGAGGAGUGAGCAGCUGGAGACAACUGGACUGUAUUCACAUUGCUUGCUUAUUUUAUCCAGCAUCCCUGAAAGAAGAAAAAGGAAGGAGCAAUGGUGACAGAAAAUCUCCUCAGAGAGCGAUAGCUUAUAAAACGCAGAGCUGGUGGCACAUUUCUACCUUGGGAAAUUUGGAAGCUGUGGCUAGUGUGGCUUGACUGAUCUCCUAUAUAGCUACAUGAGAUUUUCCAUGGUGCUUUUCCGAAGGACAGAGUCUAAUCCUUCAUGCUGACAUCUCCCUGGAGUUUUGAUUUACUCUUUGGCUCACCCACAGCUUGCAUUUCCACACACGGCUGGGUGUUGCACCACAGACAUCCCAAUGAAGGACCUUCCAUUCACAAUCUACCCUGCCUGUCACACCAGUCGGUGCAAGAGCUCCAUAUUUCAGAAACGUUCUCGGAGCGUGGAUGGUUUAUUCCAAACUGGGUCUGGAACCCACCUUGGCUAUGAGAACUAUGAUCUUUGGGGCCUGCAGGGGUAAGUAACCUGAGCUCUGUCUGAUUUGUUAAUUGCUAUGAGGAAUGCUGUUUUACAUGAACUUUGGGCUUGCAAAUUCAGAGUGGAUCCUAUGUGGAGAGGGGCUCCUGAUGAUCUGCUUUCCUUUAAUCCCAAUUUAUAAAGUUCUGGCAUAAAAAAGGGUGUAUGUACCUCCACCAAGAAACAGUUGGGCAGGGGUUGUUGUUUUUUAACCCGAUAAUUGCCCCAGUGUGAUGGAAGAAUCUGCAACUACAUGCCAGAUUUCUGCUUAUUUUCUAAACAGGACAGGGUCCCCCGUUGGGGUUAGAAUUUUAGAAGUAGAAUACUCUGUACCCAUAUUCUCUCAUUAUAAUCCAAACAUCUCUUAGUGCUUUCCCCUGCUUCUUGCCCUGGAGCUUUCCUCGCAAAACCCCACUCUUUACAGCUGAAUCGGAGCAAAUGGCGAUCCACAGAAAACUCAAAUUGCUGUUUGUAGUGCUUCAACUUUUAAGAGCAGGUUUUCAUGCGGAAGGCUCCGGGGCAAAAAAAAAAAAAAAGGAAUGUCAUUUGGACACGGAGCUUUAAAGUGCUUACCCAUGCCUGGAAAGUGUGGGGUAAAAGGUAAGAGUGGAUAAGACCUUAUUUGAGCUAUUCUUUGGUAGUGCGAAUUUAACAGAAGACAUAGUUUGCAAGAGUGGAGCUAAGAAAGAGUAGAUGUAUCUUCAUGAAAGUAAGAAGUAGGAGACAAGACUUAUUGGAGUAGGAGAACAACUCUCAACAGGUGAAAGAGAGGGGAAUAGCAAGGUCUGGUUCCAUCAGGUCUGUUUCAGACUCAGUACUUUAAAGAUCAAUCCCCAAGGAGCAAAGGUGGUAACUUGACAUUGUUUUAGGUGCACUGUGAGCACUUUUAAUUGGAAAAAGUGACAGAGAGCUCAGUUUUCAGGGUGACUCUGAGUUCAUGCUGAAUCCCCAUUUAUUUAUCCAGUGGUUGUAUGGAAAUUUUACACAAACCACUCUGCUGUAUGCCUUCCGACAUAGGAAGUCUCUGGAUUAGAGAAUUAAAACUUACCUAAUGCGGUUUGGUGUGUGUGCACACACAAGCACAUACAAACUUUUAAAGGCACCGAGUCUGGGAAAGGGUGAGGGAAGAGAAGAGAAGAGAAGGGAGCAACCCAGAGUGGCUCAGUUGGUCGUGGCUCAAUCCUCCUUCCUAGGGGACUCUGGGAACUGUAGCUUUCUCAGGGCGAAUGGAGGUCUUCUAACAACCCCCAGCAUUGCUAACAAAUGACAGCUCUUGGGAUUCUUUGGGGGAAAGCCAUGCAGUGCCGGAUUUACGUAUAAGCUAAACAAGCUAUAGCAUUGGGCCCCACUCUCUUGGGCCUCCCCCCCCAAAUAUACUUCUUCUUAAUUGUAUUUCACCAUUAAUAUACUUCUUCUUCACGAAAUUAAAAGACGCCUGCUUCUUGGGAGAAAAGCAAUGACAAAUCUAGACAGCAUCUUAAAAAGCAGAGACAUCACCUUGCCAACAAAGGUCCGUAUAGUUCAAGCUAUGGUUUUCCCAGUAGUGAUGUAUGGAAGUGAGAGCUGGACCAUAAAGAAGGCUGAUCUCCGAAGAACUGAUGAUUUUGAAUUAUGGUGCUGGAGGAGACUCUUGAGAGUCCCAUGGGCUGCAAGAAGAUCAAACCUAUCCAUUCUGAAGGAAAUCAUCCCUGAGUGCUCACUGGAAGGACAGAUCCUGAAGCUGAGGCUCCAAUACUUUGGCCACCUCCUGAGAAGAGAAGACUCCCUGGAAAAGACUCUGAUGUUGGGAAAGAUGGAGGGCACAAGGAGAAGGGGACGACAGAGGACGAGGUGGUUGGACAGUGUUCUCGAAGCUACCAGCAUGAGUUUGAUCAAACUGCGGGAGGCAGUGGAAGACAGGAGUGCCUGGCGUGCUCUGGUACAUGGGGACACGAAGAGUCGGACACGACUAAACGACUAAACAACAACAAAUAAUGGACACUAUAGCCUCACUUCUCCUCUGAAACAAGAAUCUUCUUUUCGAAAAGUUCAAGCAUGUAGAUACACAUGCUUAACAUUUCUUCCCAACUCUUUCAACUUUAAGCAAGCAUCUUGGAACUGCAUGAAGCAAGCCAAAAGACAGGUUAGGGGCCCAGCUCUCUGUCUCAUCCUCCGGCUUGCUACUUUUCCUGCUGUACAACCUUGAGCUGCUGCUGCAAUUUACAGUCAUAUUUUUUUUCACCCACCCACUAAAUGGAAAAUUGGCACAACUUGUGCUGCUUUACCAGUUACACCCAGACACUAGGCGAAUGCCACCGUUUUCAUUGCCAGGCUGCAAUGGUGCCCUUUGGAUGUUUCCACGCACAAAUGCUCUCUUCCAAAUUAAAACCCUCUUCUUUUCCCCCCAGUAAGUUCAGCUUCUGUUCCCAGAAAACAAAUCCUCCAGGCCAUUCCUGUCAUUUAAUGGUCCUUCCUGUGAGGUGGUCAACUUUUAACCUCAUCUGGGGAUCAGUGCCUUUAAGAGGUAAGUGACAGGAGUUCAGCAGGCGAAGGCUCUCUCUCUCCAGCCUGAGCAUGCAGUGAUAAGGAAAGACUUUAAUCGGCUGUCUGUCCUCCUGUCACGAAGCUGUUAAAGGCACUGAAAAUGAUUUCAAGCAGAAGGCUGGCAGGCGGUGCAAGUUGCAAAGAUUGCUCUUGAGCAAGACAUCGUAGGAUUGUGGCACAUGUUUCGUUGUCUCCAAGUAUGUAAGCAAACGGGAGUUGCCAAGUCCUGAAAUCAAACAUUCUGGUUCCUGGGUGGGCUUUGCACACAAAAUGUGUCAUUCAGGGUGGGAUGCAGGGAGCAGCUCUGGUGAAUCUCAGGAGCUGUUGUUGUUUUUUUUAUGUCUAGAAUUACCCAUUUUCAGGUCUUCUGGGAGAGUGGCGAAGCAGAGUCCAGCACAAGAGGAGCAUUGCGCCCUCAUGUGCCAAAUCCUCUUUAUCCAUCCGCACUGUGCAUUUAAAGCAGUAUCAUGCCACUUUAAACAGUCAUGGCUUCACGGCCGGAUUUGGGUUUGAUGAGGCCCUAAGCUACUGAAGGUAAUGGGGCCCUUUAUAUGUCCAGCUGUCCUUUGUCAACAACAAAUUGUCGCUGUUUUUUGUGUUGAAUAUAUGCUAUAUGGUAAUUUAUGGACCUAAUAGGUAUCUAAAGCCAUUUGUGUGUAACAAAAUAUGUAUUUUACCAAAGUAAUUUUUGAACUGACAUACAGUUAAGAAGAAGUAUUAAGAAGACUGCUGUCACCAUCUGCAGUGAUCAUGGAACCCAAGAAAGGACUCUGAAAUCUGAGGGAGGAAAGCUUAGAGAACCUAAGGAACCGUUGUCAUCUCCUGAUUUCAUUGACUGAUGGAGAGACACUGGGAAAUGCAGCUUGCUGCUCAAACCUUUCCACUACCUCUGACGUUAUUCAGUGGUGGGAAUGUUGCAUUGUGUUAAGCUGGCUGUUCUGAACACCCCUACAGUCAAAUUUGGAUCCUGGGUCAGGGGAAAUUGCUCCGCUUUGACUUUUGGGUGGUGGAGGAAAAUACCUUUAAAAGUUACAGUCACUUUGCAUAGGUAAAGGUAAAGGGACCCCUGACUAUUAGGUGCAGCCACGGACGACUCUGGGGUUGUGGCGCUCAUUUUGCUUUACUGGCCAAGAGAGCUGGCGUACAGCUUCUGGGUCAUGUGGCCAGCAUGACUAAGCCGCUUCUGGAGAACCAGAGCAGCACACGGAAACACCAUUUACCUUCCCGCUGGAGCGGUACCUAUUUAUCUACUUGCACUUUGAUGUGCUUUCGAACUGCUAGGUUGGCAGGAGCAGGGACUGAGCAACGGGAGCUCACCCUGUCGCAGGGAUUCGAACUGCCAACCUUCUGAUCGGCAAGUCCUAGGCUCUGUGGUUUAACCCACAGCGCCACCCACAUCCCUUAGUAACUUUGCAUACCAGAGACUAAUUUCUAGGCUGCUGAAAUAAAAGAUAAAACUCAUGUUCGUUUUUGUCACAGCCAAAACCAUCCAGCAUAGAUUUAAUAUACUGUUAUGAGUUCUUGGGUGCUACGUUUUUCGGGCAAGUAGAUGUUAGAAUUUAAUUAAGGCUUGGGAUGUCAAAAGCUAAUUAAGAUAGGCUAGUUGACCCAUGUGUGUAUUUGAGCUGUGUACUAGAUGCUCCUAAUCCUCUGGAACCAACAAGUGUCAAAAGCUAAUUAAGCCAGGACUAAGCCAGUGAGGCGAUAGACUGGAGAUAAGGAGCUAUUAGGACAAGUAAGGAUCAAUGACAAAUCUCAUUUGCAAAUGAGUGGCCUUCCCUCCCUCUUUCAACUGAGAGUUAGUUUUAAAAAGCAAGGCUGGUGUUUUAGAUGAGAGUUUAUGAUUGUAGUUGGGAGUUAUGCAAUGGAGAUAGCAAAGCAAUGGGCUGGAGAGCAAUGUUUGAGAGCAAUGGCUGAGUUCUCCAAGGCUGCCGUAGCACUGGGUGAAGCAAGGGUAUUUUGGAGUGUGGUGCUGGGAAGCCUUCCAUCAUAGGCUCAGGUUGGAUAUAUGGUAAAGGUAAAGGUAAAGGACCCCUGGAUGGUUAAGUCCAGUCAAAGGCAACUAUGGGGUUGCGGAGCUCAUCUCUCUUUCAGGCUAAGGGAGCCGGCGUUUGUUUGUCCACAGACAGCUUUCCGGGUCAUGUGGCCAGCAGGACUAAAACGCUUCUGGCACAACGGAACACUGUGACGGAAACCAGUGCGUAUGGAGACACUUUUUACCUUCCCACUUCAGUGCUACCUAUUUAUCGACUUGCACUGGUGUGCUUUCAAACUGCUUGGUUAGCAGGGGCAGAGCAACGGGAGCUCAUCCCGUCACAGGGAUUCAAACCACCGACCUUCUGAUUGGCAAACCUAAGAGGCUCAGUGGUUUAGACCACAGCGCCACCAUCAUCUCUGCAUGUGUACAUAGGCCAUAAAGACAACAUAGUCUCCGCUGUGCCUCAUUUUCCAAAAGGAAACAUAGACCCUGGGGAAAUGCCUGGAAUCCCAGAAAUAUUGCACCGCUCAGAGAUUGGGGUGGCAUGUAAGAGUACCUUCUAUUUGCUUUCCAGUUCUCUCCCAGUUCUUAGAGAGAUGGAAGUCCACAGACAAGAGGCUGAAUUGCUGGAUAUGAUUCUGCACUCUAGUGCCAAGUGCUGUCAUUUGGACAUGCCAGAAUAUUUCAAUUAUUCUCUGGGCCUUGCACAGUACUCUCUCUGUCUCCGCCUGCCAGCGCAAAAGCAAAAAAAGGAAUCACAGGGGGCGGGGAGCAAUAUCUAUGGUAAUAAGACUUCUGUAGCCCAAGGGAGCAGCAUAACCCUGUUGCUACAUGUAAGCAGGACAUGUCUGCAGUUUUGCUUACAGGAAUUAACAAGCAAGAAGCAAUGCAGUUCAUAGCAGGACAGCGCUAGCCGUAGUUUAGCUGGUGAGUAAAUCCAACCAAAAAGACAUCUGAUAGGUUGAGGACUGUGUUGGUACAUGCAAUAAACGAAAACCAGAAAACUUAUUCUCUUGUGCAGUAUGUCACCUCGAGCCGACCUGCAGCUCUGGUUUAGCUUCUCUGCCAACGCUGCCUUCCACAUUCUGUCAUUCUGACCAGCGCUGGAUUUAUGUAUAAGCUAAACAAGCUAUAGCUUAGGGCCCUGCUCUCUUGGGGCCCCAAAAAAAAUUCAAAGAAAAAAACACCUGGAUGUGCAUUUCCAAAAUAUAAGAUAUAAAAUAAACCUACAUACAGCAACAGUGUUUUGUGUUGUGUAGGCUCCUAUGAUAUGUAAGUAAUGGGCCCCACCUACUAGUCUGCUCCCUAAAAUAUCACUGGUUUGCUCAUUUCUAUAUACAGUGGUACCUUGGGUUACCUACGCUUCAGGUUACAGACUCUGCUAACCCAGAAAUAGUACCUCGGGUUAAGAACUUUGCUUCAGGAUGAGAACAGAAACCGUGCAGCGGCAGAGGGAGGCCACAUUAGCCAAAGUGGUGCUUCAGGUUAAGAACGGUUUCAGGUUAAGAAUGGACCUUCGGAACGAAUUAAGUACUUAACCUGAGGUACCACUGUAUAGGGUGCCUACAUUCUGCAUGGACUGGUUAUUUUGUUAUGUGCAAAUGGCUUUAGAUACCUAUUACAGUGGUACCUCAGGAGCCCCGUUCACAUCCUGAAGCGAAUGCAACUGCGGGUCGCAUUUUGCCACUUCCACACAUGUGCAUGACGUUAUUUUGACCGUCUGCGCAUGCGCACGCGGCAAAACCCGGAAGUAACGAACUCCGUUACUUCUGAGUUGCCAUGGAGCGCAACCCGAAAAUACUUAACUUGAAGCACAUUUAUCCCGAGGUAUGACUGUAGGUCCAUAAAUUACCAUAUAGCAUAUAUUCAACACAAAAAACUGACAAUUUGUUGUUGACAAAGGACAGCUGGACAUAUAAAGGGCCCCAUUACCUUCAGUAGCUUAGGGCCUCAUCAAACCUAAAUCCAGCCCUGAUUCCGACUUUGCACAGAUAAGCUCUUCUCGGAUUUUUGGAAGUGGGGAGUCGCCAUACAAGCAGCUGCAAAUAACUCCAUCUCCUCCAAGUGUCCUGAUUUCCCAGGGACAGUCCCGGAAUUACAGAAGCUAUCCCAGUUUCUGAUAUGAUCCCCUAAUGUCCCACGCAUAUUGUGGAGAAAGUGACUUGGAAGAAGUUUUUCUCCCUCUCUCAGUACAGUGGUACCUCGGGUUACAUACGGUUCAGGUUACAUACACUUCAGGUUACAGACGCCGCUAACCCAGAAAUAUUGCUUCAGGUUAAGCACUUUGCUUCAGGAUGAGAACAGAAAUUGUGCUCCGGCAGCGUGGCAGCAGCAGGAGGCCCCAUUAGCUAAAGUGGUGCUUCAGGUUAAGAACAGUUUCAGGUUAAGUACGGACCUCUGGAACGAAUUAAGUACUUAACCCGAGGUACCACUGUACUAGAACUCAGUGGCAUCCAGCAAAGAUGCAUGCUGAAAGAUUCUGGACAGACAAAACAAAGAAUUCCUUCACACAAUGCACAGGUAAAUUAUGGAAUUCAAAACACCCCCCAUAAAAGGUAGCGUUGGCAAUUGUUUAAGAAUAAUUAAAAAUCUCAUUUGCAGUUAGUUUGGAAAUUAAGGGCUUUAUUUAUUUCCGGAUGCUGACUCUUUCCCGCCUGGGGAAACUGAAGGUGUCACAAUUAAGUAGGAACUUUUGGUGCAGAUAAACAAUGUCUGCCAUAGGAAUAAGAAAAUUAAUUUUGUUUGAUGCAGGACAAAGAUAACUCAGAGCUAUAACCAGCCAGCUUCUUAUACUGGCAUUCAGGCUGCAUUCACAUGACAGUUUAUUCAAUUUUCAUGACACUUCCCUGUUAGGCUCUGCGUUAUAUUUGGGCUUCCAGACUACAUAAGAGCCACUUCUGGAAUGAUAGUGGAAUACAGUGGUACCUCGGGUUACAUACGCUUCAGGUUCAGGUUACAGACUCCGCUAACCCAGAAAUAGUACCUCAGGUUAGGAACUUUGCUUCAGGAUGAGAACAGAAAUCGGGCUCCGGCGGCGCAGCGGCAACAGGAGGCCCCAUUAGCUAAAGUGGUGCUUCAGGUUAAGAACAGUUUCAGGUUAAGAACAGACCUCCAGAACCAAUUAAGUACUUAACCCAAGGUACCACUGUAUAGCCACCAGUUUAGCGCUCAUUUCCAUGUUUUUGGCUUCCGUAAAAACAACCCCGUUUGCAAAUAAUAUCAUAAUGAGUGCUAAACUUGUGCUAUAUUCCACUAUAGUUUCACUAUUUUGAUCACCUCCACCUGCCUAAUGGUAGGGCCAGUGCCCCUCCCCUAACUAUCAGUCAGCAUUCCAUGACUACUGAGCAUGCACAGUCCUCAUAGGGCUGAUUUUGGCACACACCUCUUGGGUGUCUCCCUCCAUUAGAGAAUGAGGUUUGCACUUUGAUGUGCUUUCGAACUGCUAGGUUGGCAGGAGCAGGGACCAAGCAACGGGAGCUCACCCCAUUGCGGGGUGCCGACCUUCUGAUCGGCAAGUCCUAGGCUGUGUGGUUUAACCCACAGCGCCACCCACAUCCCUCUGGAAAUGUACAUCCAGUUUAUUUUUCCCUUUAUUUUUUUUUUAGGCCCCCAAGAGAGUGGGGGCCUAAGCUAUAGCUUCUUUAACUUAUAUGUAAAUCUGGCAAUGAUCUCAGCCGAUAGCACUGCUGAUCUGGGCUGCCUUCCCUCAUCCUGACAGAGAGCAGGGCAGCCAAUUGCCCUCACAAGGCACAGUGGCACUACCAUGCCCUGGCACUGAGGCAGAGCAGCUUUUCUCAGUCAGCAGGAAAGCAGCAGCAGCCACAGUGGAUAUGCAUCUUUGCUGGCUGCCCCACUGAUGAAGGCUUGAAGCAUCCCCCAUCCCCUCGCACUCAAACCAUGAGGUCGAGGUGACUCUGCUUCCUCUCCUCCCCCCACCCAUUCCAUCUCCACAGCCGCUCCUUCCCUCAUCUCCACGCCUGAUCUCCUGUUUCAGACAUCGUGAUAUAUCGGAAUCUGUUUAGCUGCUGAUAUAUCACGAUGUUGCAAACCAGAUAUUGCUCAGCCCUACUCUGUUGUUUAGUUAACAGUGUUUCCCAACCUUGGGCCUCCAGCUGUUUUCGAACUACAAUUCCCAUCAUCCCUGACUACUGGUCUUGCUAGCUGAGGAUUAUGGGAGUUGUAGUCCAAAAACAGCUGGAGGCCCAAGGUUGGGAAAUGCUUGUUUAGUAUACCUACGAUCCUUUGCUUAUUAGGGGAUACCCGACAUUUUCUUCCAAAAAGUGCUUUGCAGAGGUAACUACCGUAGAGUUAUCAAAAGUAAGGGGUCCGUGGCUUGGCUUUUUAAAAAAUAGGGGGGCCCUCAGUAAUUAGCUAAUUGGGAACCACUGCUUUAUAGGAGCAUAGGAAAUAGCCUUAUACCAAGUCCAGCUCAGCAGCAGCAGCUGUCUGGGGUUUCAGGAUUAUCUCCUGGCCCGACCUGGAGAUGCUGGGAAUCAGAUCUGCAAUCUUUCCCAUGCAAAUUUCAUUGUCUGCCAUGAGCUAUGGUCCUUCCUUCAAAGUUCUAAGCCAUUUUCAAACAGCUGAGGUUACUUACACCUUCCCAGGCCCAAUUCCAGAAGUCUGGUGAGCCUGAGCAGGGGAAGAGAAUGGCUUAAGGUAGCCAAGUGUGGCAAGAGGGAGAGAGAAUUGUUCUCCCCUUCCCCGCAUGCUCAUUCUGAGAUAUUUAGUGGUAUGUAUUUAUUGGUGGUUCUGGAGGGAUGUGGACUUUCUAACACAACAGAGGCCUUAUCAUUCCCCCGCUUUUUCUUUUGCAGAUCAGAGAUUAACCUACUUCAGCAGCAACUUCAAAAUUAUGGGCGUCCAGUACAAUCCUGCUUUGUCUCGACAGUCCUCAGAUCGAUUUAGAGAGGCAGGAAAUUGGAUUGAGAAACUGGUAUGUGCAAUUUAUUUGUUCAUCGCAGUUGUUUAUUUUCACUGUUGGAGAUGCAAAUCUUUCCAAGGCGGCUUACGAGUAACAUGAAACGACAUCUAAAAGAAUACGCAAUAAGCAAUAUCAAGAAAUUGGGAAGCCCUUGGGAUCCUUCCCGCUGGGCAGUUGCUGGGAGAUGUCCCUGUGGAGGGUGGGAACAGGCUCUGAGGACAUUUUUCCUUCCUGCUUGCCACCUUGGUCUCCUGGAUCUUUGUCACAGGGCAGUUGGUGGUAUAUGAUCUCCCUAUUCCAGAGGUUUCCAACCUUUUUGAGUUGACGGCUCCCUUGGCCAGCUACAUUCUUUCUGCGGCACCCCUGUGGGGCUCUGAAGCCCAGCUAUGUCACCCCUUGCCUGCAGAGCUCUCACCCUUUUUCGAACACCCUCCCUUGUGGAGUGUUCCCUCAGCCUUCUCUCCUUGGGAGUCCUCUGGGCAGCUGCUGCCCCGAUCUCUUAGCUGCCCCCUCCAGCCCCCAAGAGAGGUGCCUCCUGACACUGCCCACCAGGGGCCUGGGAAGAGGAUGCCCCCAGCCUUAGUGGCGCAACAGAGACUGGCCAAAGGUGAACAGGAGGCCAGCACCUUACCUUAGGAGGCAGCAGUGGGCGCUGCCAGGCCUGUAUGGCAGAAAGGCUCUCCUUCAGCACUGGGCACUUAGCUCCCAGGCAGACCUUGCACACAGCAAGCAGAAGAAAGGCCAGCGCAGCGCCUGCCAGCCUCCCACUUAUCUGUCCAUUCCCAACAGCAAGGGCUGGCGGACUGGCUGGCUGGGCUUCCUCGCCCACUUGUCUGUUUACUCCGAGGCCGCCUCAACUCCUGGCAACCAGUGCCCCCUGACCAGCCCGAGGCACCAUUCACCUGCGGAGCUUGUAGCCAGGGCUGCUGCAACAAAUAGCUGUGCAAGCCUUUGGGAGGUAGAGACACAAUGUUAUGUACUGAGUUGAAUAGGAUCCAAAAUGCAGCAGUCUGAUUGGUCCUAGACCAAUAGGAUUCAGAAUGCAGCAGUCUGAUUGGUCCUAGAACAAUAGGACCCAGAAUGCAGCAGUCUGAUUGGUCCUAGAACAAUAGGAUUCAGAAUGCAGCAGUCUGAUUGGUCCUAGAACAAUAGGACCCAGAAUGCAGCAGUCUGAUUGGUCCUAGACCAAUAGGAUUCAGAAUGCAGCAGUCUGAUUGGUCCUAGAACAAUAGGACCCAGAAUGCAGCAGUCUGAUCGGUCCACAGGAGCCACCCAAUCCAGCUCCAGGUGGAAGUGAAUCCGCAACCUGAUUGGCCUACAGGAGAAUCCUGGAAUUAGCUAAUCACGUGGGGCCUAUUAUGUAAAUAAUGUAUAUAAAGCAGACUUUCUGGGGGAACUUCCAUUCCUCCUCACAACUAUGAGCUGAAUAAAGAGCAUGAAAUCCACUCUUGACUCCGAGUAUAUUUCACACAAAAAGACAUCAGAGGAAAGGAACUAAAGUAGGACAUAGGUCAGUGUUUCCCACGGUACCCCUGGCCACCAUUCAAGGCCCCCGGGGUGCCAUGGCACACUGGUUGAAAACCACUGCCCUGUCCUAUUUUUCCUCCUGUCCUCAUUGCUCAGCAGUACCCAUUAUAGGAAGUAAGAAUGAUGGGUGAUUGUUUCCCCCAACAACUGCUUCUCACAUCAUGUCAGAUCCCAGCACAAAUGGCCCAUCUCACAGAUAAGGUCUUCUGAAUGUGAUCAAGUCGCUAUCUGAACAGGGGUCAAAGCUAGACUUGUAUCUCUGUCCUUGGUCUGUGGCGUUCAUAUGACGGAAAGGAUUAUUGAUGCAUUUGGACUAUUUGUGGAAGGCAUGGGGAACCUGGGGGUCUCCAGAUGUGGUUGGAAGUCUUCACAUCACUAAAUUCACAGGUAGAUUGAGGGGAGAACAAUAGGCUUGUUUCCUCCUAAAGUGAGGGGAAAUGACUAGGCCAGGGGUCAGCAAACUUUUUCAGCUGUCCCUCAGACCUUGUGGGAGGCCGGACUAUAUUUUGAAGGGGGGAAAAGAACCUAUGCCCCACAAAUAACCCAGAGAUGCAUUUUCAAUAAAAGCACACAUUCUACUCAUGUAAAAACAUGCUGAUUCUCAGACAGUCCGCAGGCCAGAUUUAGAAAACGAUUGGGCCGGAUCCGGCCCCUGGGCCUUAGUUUGCCUACCCAUGAACUAGGCUAAGCAUGCCAGGACAGCUUACUCUGUGGGCAUUGGCAGGUAACAGCUGACUUCAACUAACAAGCGUAGGGAAACAUUUUUAAACUGCUGAAGUUGUUCAUGGAAUAUAUGUAUAGCUUUUGGCUCAGCCCUGCGUUUCAUACACUCCAAGCAGGCAUCAGUAAAUUUACUAUGUGAGAACAGUGUUGCUUUUUCCCUGUGCAAUUGAUUAGUGUUCCAGUACUGGGGGAAAGUAAUGUAUCCAAAACAGUCUAAACGAAAGAGUACAAAAAGGCAUUUGGAUAUCCCGUAAGUGAAUUCUCGUUUAUUGUACUCAAAAGUGAGUGUGUAUUUUGAACGUUAAAGAGCUGCUGGCAGUUCUGUUGCAAUUGGAUUAUCCUCUGGAAAUUGGUUUUUAAUCCAUGUGAAUCCUUCCUUGAUGUAUUCAUUUGUUGCCUUACUGAAGAUGAUGAUGGUGGAGAUAAUGUUUAAUUGGUUACAGGUUUAUGACUCUGGCUUUGAGAGUGCAGAUGUCUUUGUUUAGACGCCUAUAUACUUGUUUGGUCAGUACAACAAGCAAGUAUUCAGUUUCCUGUUCUUCUUUAAACAAUCACGUGUUCACUUACUGAGAACCUAAAUAUAUCGAACAAAUGAUCUUAAAAGAAGGACAGGAAACUGAGUAUUUGCUUGUUGUACAGACCAAACAAAUGCAACACAGGAGUUCUGCCCUAGCCUUUUCCUCAGAGACUAGUUUUGUAUAUGCAGGGAUUCAUUCACAAACCGACAUUUGGUGGAAGCAUUCAAACGUUUUUUCUACCCCUACUACAACAGUCCAUAAGGUAGGCCAGGAUUAUUAAUUCCAUAGUGCAGAUUGUGGGGAAAGAUUGAGUGAGAGAAGAGAAGCAUGACUCCUUAGGCUGUUUAUUGAGUCAGUGGCUGAGGUGAAAACAAUAGGACCGGAAGCACAAUUUGGGUAGGCUUGUGGCUGCAUACAGGGAACGAAGAUGGAAGAAACCUGCUAUUGGAUAUAUUCAAGAUUGUAAAAAGGCAGUGUAAUUUAAGGACAUGCAUUGUGGUUAUAUCGGUGUAUGUAUCAACAUUAUCCACAUUUUGCAGGGGGGUUGGACUAGAUGAGCCUUGUGGUUCCUUCCAACUCUACAAUUCUAUGACUAAGUAGACACCCCCAAACUUUAAAAAUAAUAAUAAUUGAAGAGAUUUGUACCUUUGGUGUGCAUAACAGAGGUCCAUGGCACCGUUAUAUAGCAAUAAUCUGUGACAGUAAAUAGUCUGGGGGCGAUAAGUGAUCCUGAGCAAUCAGGGCUGGAUUUAGGUUUGAUGAGGCCCUGAGCUACUGGAGGUAAUGGUGCCCUUUUUAUGUCCAGCUGUCCUUUAUCAACAACAAAUUGCCACUGCUUUUUGUGUUGAAUAUAUGCUAUGUGGCAAUUUCUGGACCUAAUAGGUAUUUAAAGCCAUCUGCACAUGCAGAAUGUAGGCACCCCAUACAGUGGUACCUCUGGAUGUGAACGGGAUCCAUUCCGGAGCCCCGUUCACAUCCAGAAGCGAACACGACCUGCGUCCGUGCAUCUGCGGGUCAUGAUUCGCCAGUUCUGUGCAUGCGCGUGACAUCAUUUUGACACUGCGCAAGCUGCAAAACCCGGAGGUAACACGUUCCAUUACUUCUGGGUCGCCACAGCGCGCAACCCGAAAUUACUUAUCCCGAAGCUACUUCAACCCGAGGUAUUACUGUAUAUAGAAAUGAGCAAACCAGUGAUAUUUUAGGGAGCAGGCUAGCAGGCGGGGCCCAUUGCUUACAUUAUAGGAGCCUACGCAGCACAAAAUACUGUUGCUGUAUGUAGGUUUGAUUUUAUUUGGGUUUUUUAAUCUUAUAUUUUGGAAAUGUACAUCCAGUUUUUUUCCCUUUAAUUUUUUGGGGGGCCCCCAAGAGAGUGGGGCCCUAAGCUAUAGCUUGUUUAGCUUAUACGUAAAUCCGGCACUGUGGGCAAUACAGUGGUACCUCACAAGACGAAUGCCUCGCAAGACGAAAGAGUUUUCCGUUUUUUGAGUCGUUCCGCAAGACGAAUUUCCCUAUGGGCUUGCUUUGCAAGACAAUAUGUCUUGCAAGUUCUUGCGAGUUUGUUUCCUUUUUCUUAAAGCCGCUAAUAGCCGCUAAGCCGCUAAUAGCCGUGCUUCGCCAGACGAAAAAACCGCAAGACGAAGAGACUCGCGGAACGGAUUCAUUUCGUCUUGCGAGGCACCACUGUAAUGACAUAUGACCUAAAUGCGACCCACCUAAAUUUGAAUGCCUUCUGUGGGAGCGGCAGGCCAUAUAUCUAAGUGCCAGACUUUCCCACUGAACACCUAAACACAGAGAGUGGAUGAUGCUUUCCCUACGAUGACAAAGGUGCAGGAAUGUCAGGAUUCCUGCCGGAAGGAUGAUUAGCUAUGUGUACCAAUCAGCUGCCGGUAACAUCUGGAAAAUCUGGAAAACGUGCUCCUUAGGUGGAGCUGAGUCAAGGGAAGGAGUCAGUGACAAACAAAAAACUUUCUCAUUUCCUAAUCAUUCGAAUUCUCUGAGGUUAACAAUGGCUGUCUCCUCUAAUUCCUACUCAAGUGGCGCGUGUUGCAUAUGUGAGGACCAAACGAGACAAGCUAUCAAAUGUGUCUCUGCCCUUGAUGGACAGGGUUGUUGCUUUUAAGAAACGGAAACAUAGCUGGGAGGUUGGAAGCUGAUACUUAUUGGAGCAUGAAAAGCAUUUCUUUCACUGCUGCAGUUCUGAGGGAGGAAAAAACCUUCUCUGAAAGUGGCAUUUUCUUCUGGGUAAAUCCAAUGGAUUUCCCAAAAAGAAAAUACCAGCUCCGCAGAACAGAUAUAUCCCUCAGGGCUGCAGCAGGGGGAUGGAAGGUUUAAAUCACCACCACCAUGCCUUCGGUGCUCCAAUAAUUAUAUUCCUCCUCCCGACACUGAUUUUAUUUGCAUUUUUAAAGGCAGCACAAAUAUGUUUAAUGUCACAGGUACUCUUGCUAUAAAUCUUCUUGACCUGGAUAAUUAUUUCCUUAUCACCUGAGAUCCUUCUCUCAAGGAGUAGAGAGAAUGUUGUGAAACUAGACCUCAUAAGCUCAGUCCUGUGCAUGUGUACUGGGAAUUAUUAUUGUCCCUGUCUCCAGUUGGGCUCACUCCCAUUUAAGCAUGCAUAUAGCCUUCAUCUCUCUCAGAUCUUGCAUUAGAUGAAACUCCCAAGUCCUGUUUCUUUAAGGGCUGGUUUGCAAAUGGCAGUAGGGCGUGCUGGAUUUUUCAAUUUUCAACUUCCCAAAAUAUGAGGGGUGCUAAAAAGUUGGAACGACUUAGGAAUUCAAAAGAGAUUUUGGUUAUAUUAAUAUAACUUAGUUUUGCUUGUUUAGUAAAAUGUGUGUAAAAUUGCACAGAAAAAAAUUACAAAUGCAGUUGUACCUUAUUAUUAUUAUUAUUAUUAUUAAGCAUUACCUGACAUUUUCAGAAGGUAAAAUCAAAAUCGUUUGGUUUUCCGAAAGCAGUUUGUGGGCUUCUUCAUCAUAAAACUAAACUUGCCCAAUCAUGAAAGUUUUGAAUUCAGCACGCGCAAAAACAUAUUUUUUAAGGCCUGUCACUGAAGAAAUUAGCAAAAUUUAAGUUUCAGCCCUUAAACUCACCCCAAAAUUUAAGUUGCACACCCUAGUAUGGCAGCUCAUCACUUGUUUUCAGUAGUCUUAGACAAGUUUGGUCAAUACUUUAUAGAGACUUGAGCCAGCAGUCUCCCUGUGUGUUGGUGUUCUGGCCAUGAUUCGCCACUCCCACAAGAUAGCCGACUGCAUGGUGCCUACAUGCAUACAGUCUUUCAUGCACAGGUACAACUCACAUGGUUGAUUUCCCCGAUAAAAUCCUGGUAAUGUCCUGCAAGAAGGAGCUGGCCAGUUGUGUGCACGUAUGUCGAUCUCUUUUGUCGACCAAUGUCAUUCGUGCCCUGUGUACAGAAUUGAGUUAGUGGAAUAAUAUAGGUAAAGAUAAAGGGACCCCUGACCAUUAGGUCCAGUUGUGGCUGACUCUGGGGUUGUGGCGCUCAUCUCGCUUUACUGACCAAGGGAGCCGGCGUACAGCUGGUCAUGUGGCCAGCAUGACUAAGCCGCUUCUGGCAAAGCAGAGAAGUGCACGGAAACACCGUUUACCUUCCCGCCGGAGCGGUACCUAUUUAUCUACUUGCACUUUGACGUGCUUUCGAACUGCUAGGUUGGCAGGAGCAGGGACCGAGCAACGGGAGCUCACCCCGUCGCGGGGAUUCGAACCACCGACCUUCUGAUCGGCAAGUCCUAGGCUCUGUGGUUUAACCCACAUCACCAACCAUGUCCCUAGUGGAAUAAUAUAGAGCAGAGUAAAUAAUAUAAAUAAAAUGCAAAUGUUAAAGAAGGGUGCUUCUUCUUGCUGGACGUUACCAGGAUUUGAAGGGUGACCAGGUGACAAAGAGGACAGGACACCCGCACUUUUAAUAGUUGUGUACAAGAGAAAAUUUGAGCAGUUGUAGCUUGUAGUCAUUACGAGCCAAUUCAGACAAGGCUUCUGAGGCCCAAUUUGGGUCUAACAUGGAGCCAGCAUGCCCACCAUGACUGUUUGCUUAUUCAAUGCUUUUUGGGGGUGGUCCCAAAUCUUUGACAUUAGCAGGGAGUGGGUGUAAUUCCAUUUCUUCAGCUCCAUGAGCCACUUUAAACAUUUUCUUUUCUUUUCUUUUUUUUAAAUAAUUUUUUAUUAAAGUUUUAAACAAAGAAAAAAGAAAAACAACACACACAAAAAACAAUACAAAACUUAACAAUGAAAACAUAAAACAUAACAAUUAAAAACAAACUCUCUUUUCCAUUUCCAAUUUUAAAUUACUUAUUUUCUGGACUUCCUCAUACCUCCCUCUUUUGUAUUCCAAUCCACAUUAUUUGUCCAGCAGUUUCUUUUCCACUUUUUAUCCCAAUCUUUAAUUUAAUAAAAUGUUAAAAUAUAUAACUUCAACUUUUUAAACCUAAUCCUUACUCUUAAUGUCAUAUAGCUUUAAAUUUUUCCCUUUUAUUAUCAAAUUUCCAUUUCUUUAAACAUCUUUAAUCUUAAUCUUUAAUCUUAGUCUAUCCUUAACUUUAACCUGUACAGCUGGAAACCACUUAUUUUCAAUCCAACAUCACUCUAACAUUCCUUAAUUUUGCAGUGUUUCUGAAGAUAGUCUUUGAAUUUCUUCCAAUCUUCCUCCAUCGACUCUUCUCCCUGGUCACGGAUUCUGCCAGUCAUUUCCGCCAAUUCCAUAUAGUCCAUAAGUUUCAUCUGCCAUUCCACUUUAAACAUUUUCGCCUUCCACCGAAGGAUCAGUUUCCCAAAGUCCUAUGAGCUGCACCACAGAUAUAUAACAGCUUUAUUAUAUUGGCAGUUUCAUUUUCCGUCUUUCCCCUCAUGAUCCCUAGGCACAGCAUUCACAUAUUUCACAGCUAAAGCACAUUGGGUCAACAUCUUCACCAUCAGUUAUUAUUUGUACCCUGCCCAUCUGACAGUUUUGGGUGGCUAUCAAGUUAUCAAGCUAUCCCUCGGAUCCCAAGGUCUUCUUCCUGGUCAGCCAGCCCCUGUUCAGACCCCAUGAGAAGAUAUGUGAAAUUAGAAUGUUUUGCACUUGCUUACAUUGAAUUGCAUUUGCCAGUUUUUUUAUUGUUUAGUUAUUUCAUCAAAUUUAUAUGCCUCCUGAUUGUGUGUGUGUGUGUGGGAACCCUCAAAGUACUUUACUGCUCAUUCUUCCAGCUUGGGGAGACACCUCCCUGCUCUGACCCUGGUGGAGCUCUGACAAACCUCAUUUUAGUAAUUCAAUCAUAGGUUUAUAUUAAAGGCUAUCUCUUCCUUCUCCUCCAGUUUUCCCAACACAGUUUUGAAUCCUAACUUAUGCACCACCUUAUGAUAUCAAAAGACAGAUGUAACCAUUCAAGCAACAGAGAGCUCAUAGUAAGGUUAUAAGAAAAUAUUUUCUCCCUGGUUUGCUGAUACUAUGCCAAGACAGAUUUAUAUAACUCUUAGCUUCACAAACCUCAAAAGCAAGCUUUCAUAUUUAAACUGCUUUUAUGUUUAAACUCUUUGAGCUGUCACUUCAAAAGAGCACAGUACCUCUAUUAACUUUUUUUAAUUAAAAAAUUUAAAAAGUCACUGGGGAACUCUGUGAUCCAGUUCCCAAGGAGAACAGAACUGCAUUUUAAUGAAUAAGGAACAACUGGAUGAUAUUAUCUCUACCAUCCCAUUACAGUAGUCUUCUCAGAUGCUACUUUUGAGAAGGAAUUCAGAAUGACUCAUUUCCCCGUCUACGUUAUUAACAUUCCCCAGUUAUUUGGAAGAAACAUUAUUACUACCACUAAUGAGGUUGUGGUGUUGUGUUUGUGAAGUUAGACUUCGUUCAGUCAGAUAAUGCCACACUGUACAGGUACAACCUAUCUAUUUGGAAUGGGACCCAUCAGAAGCCAAUUAAGUCUGUGACCUAGAUGAGCACUUGGGUAACCAGCACUUAAAAUCCAAUUAAAUUUAAAUUAAUAAAUGAAUAGCACCAAUUGUACUCAUGAUAUCAGACACUCGUUGCAUUAGACGAGGUUUUUGUAGUUCCGUAUUGACUUACAAGGGACGCAGGUGGUGCUGUGGGUUAAAUCACAAAGCCUAGGACUUGCCGAUCAGAAGGUCGGCAGUUCGAAUCCCUGCGACGGGGUGAGCUCCCGUUGCUCGGUCCCUGCUCCUGCCAACCUAGCAGUUCGAAAGCACAAAGUGCAAGUAGAUAAAUAGGUACCGCUCCAGCGGGAAGGUAAACGGCGUUUCCGUGUGCUGCUCUGGUUCGCCAGAAGCGGCUUAGUCAUGCUGGCCACAUGACCCGGAAGCUGUCUGCGGACAAAUGCCGGCUCCCUCGGCCAAUAAAGCGAGAUGAGCGCCGCAACCCCAAAGUCGGUCACGACUGGACCUAAUGGUCAGGGGUCCCUUUACCUUUACCUUUAUUGACUUACAAUGGCCCCUUCCUCAUAGCUCCGGUUAUGGGCCUGCUGUCAAUUCACUAUAAAGUUGAGGGUGGAGGAGCUUCAAGGUCAGUUUGCACUGCUGAGAAGGAGGACUCACCUCCAUCUCUGGUUUUCUGCCCCAAAUUAACUGUUUUAAAACUUGGUUGUUCUCUUGGCAAGAAUUAUUGCAGGUCAUUGAGUCCCAUCAGGAGCGGGUGUGUGGGGAGAGAGAGAGAGAGAGAAUGAAUGAAUGAAUGAAUGAAUGAACUAAAAAAAAGGUUGUUGGGAAGUUAACAGGUUGGUGGGAGUGUGAUUCAACUCCCUAUUCUUACCCCUAUUGCACUUUAAACCACCACCAUGGCUAUAUAGGAAGUCAGUAGCAGACCUGAAGCAUCAUGGCUGGUGAGAGAGAGGGUUUUCCUCACAUACCUAAAUAGGGUUGUAUUUUGCAUUUGCUGUUGCCACACAGAAAAAAAAAUUGUGUUGCAGUAGAUGGUUCCCCUGAGAAAACACUAAUCACCUACUGAAAAACAAGGCACCACUUUGGGACUUUUAUUUGACUAGGAAAUACUUUUAAUAGAACAAAAAUACUUGCAUUGCCGUGUAGCAAACUUAAUUGACUUAUACAAGAGUGACAGUACUGGCAAAAAAGUCUGUGUAAGUUAAUUGUAUUCGCCACACCUCAAAUAAAGCUGCAGUUCUUGUUGCGCUGCUUUGAAAAGGAUAUGUUAAGAUUAGAAGAAGAACAAACAAAGGCAAUUAAAAUUACGAGGGCAUGAAAAGUCUUCUUCAUCUUGGAUAGAAAGAAGAAAGACAUGAAAGAGAGUGAUAAAGUAAUUGCGUGUGUCAGAGAAUUUGAACAGGAAACUAAUUUUGGAGCAGCAAGUAUAAAACAACUGAUUAAUACUGUACUUUCCUCAAAUGAUCAAAAGAAUGCACUCUGCAGACUUGGGGAAGUCUUGGGCAAGCAGAGGUGGUGAUGGGCAACAUGACUGAUGAUUUUUUUAACACAACACAAAGCCUAGGACUUGCCGAUAAGAAGGUCAGCAGUUUGAAUCCCUGCGAUGGGGUGAGCUCCCAUUGCUCAGUUUCCAUGCGCUGCUCUGGUUCGCCAGAAGCGGCUUAGUCAUGCUGGCCACAUGACCCGGAAGCUGUAUGCCGGCUCCCUCGGCCAAUAAAGUGAGAUGAGCACCGCAACCCCAGAGCUGGUCACGACUGGACCUAAUGGUCAGGGGUCCCUGUACUUUUUACACAAAUUCUUAAAAGAGCCUCUUGGUUGGUCUUUUAAAGGGGGUUAUUUUAAUCUGUUUCUGUAUUUUAACUUUUGUGUCUUUUGAAGCAGGAUUGUAAAUUCUCCUUGAUUUUACUGUUUUACAUUUUGUAAGCCACUUUGAUUAUUAUUUUUUACAAUCAAGUGGUUUAUAUAUUUUUUGAAAUGAAAUGAAUGAAUGAAUGGUCACUAAAUUGUUAACUACUUGGAACCCCAGGAAUGACAGGUUCUCUUUUUGUAUAAGGUUCUCUUUUUGUAUCAUGUGCCAUUCUGAAUUUCCUCAAACGCCCACAAUAACUGAUCAGGUGACUGUGAUGCUCUCUUGCUCUCCCUGAACAUGUGAGAGCAAAAAGUGUGCAGGGGUUGUGUUUGUGUAUUCUGCUUUACCGCCCCCCUCCCUGCAUACACCAACCCAUUUCGCUCCAUUCCUGACUUCUGUGUGUUUAGUUCAGGGGUCGACAAAUUCCCAUCAUCUGCCUCUGAGUUGUGACCUCCCUCAAACCACUGUUGUACAGUGGUGCCCCGCAAGACGAAUGCCUCGCAAGACGGAAAACCUGCUAGACGAAAGGGUUUUCCGUUUUGGAGGUGCUUCGCAAAACGAAUUUCCUGUGUGCUUGCUUCGCAAGACGAAAAUGUCUUGCGAGUUCCUGCGGGGUUUUUUUCCUUUCCCCCCCUUUUUCCCAAGCCGCUAAACCGCUUAUCAGCUGAUGGGCUAAGCCGCUUAACAGCUGAUCGCUAAGCCGCUUAUCAGCUGAUCGUUAAGCCGCUUAUCAGCUUUUUCCCAAGCCGCUAAACCGCUUAUCAGCUGAUGGGCUAAGCCGCUGAACUGCUGGUUGCUAAGCCGCUUAUCAGCUGAUCGUUAAGCCGCUUAUCAGCUUUUUCCCAAGCCGCUAAACCGCUUAUCAGCUGAAGGGCUAAGCCGCUUAACAGCUGGUCGCUAAGCCGCUUAUCAGCUGUUCGCUAAGCCGCUUAUCAGCUGAUCGUUAAGCCGCUUAUCAGCUUUUCCCAAGCCGCUAAACCGCUUAUCAGCUGAUGGGCUAAGCCGCUUAACAGCUGGUCGCUAAGCCGCUUAUCAGCUGAUCGUUAAGCCGCUUAUCAGCUUUUUCCCAAGCCGCUAAACCGCUUAUCAGCUGAAGGGCUAAGCCGCUUAACAGCUGGUCGCUAAGCCGCUUAACAGCUGAUCGCUAAGCCGCUUAUCAGCUGAUCGUUAAGCCGCUUAUCAGCUUUUUCCCAAGCCGCUAAACCGCUUAUCAGCUGAUGGGCUAAGCCGCUUAACAGCUGGUCGCUAAGCCGCUUAUCAGCUGAUCGUUAAGCCGCUUAUCAGCUUUUUCCCAAGCCGCUAAACCGCUUAUCAGCUGAUGGGCUAAGCCGCUUAACAGCUGGUCGCUAAGCCGCUUAUCAGCUGUUCGCUAAGCCGCUUAUCAGCUGAUCCGAUAAGCCCGCUAAACCGCUAAUGGGCUUGCUUCGCAAGACGAAAAAACCCGCAAGACAAAGAGACUCUUGGAACGGAUUCUUUUCGUCUUGCGAGGCACCACUGUAAAUCUAUACUGGCUUCCUCUUCCUCCUCCCUGGAAGGGUCAGGAUGGGGAGGGGGUCUCCACCAUUCCUCCUCUGCCCAGUCCAUGACAGUCACUCUCUCCUGGUCUGACGUACCUCACACAGGUUUGUGGUGAAGACUGAAUGAGGAGAAUCCCACCUUGAGGUGCUCAGAGAAAGGGCAGGGUAAAAAUGAAACGAACAAACAAAUAUCAUGUCAGUGGUCAUGUAUGGAAGUUGUUAUGUUCUUUAGAAAGACUUGCUGAAAAAUCUGACCAAAGGGUGAUGGUCCUGUUGUUGACAAGGCUGACUUAGUUCAGAACCCUACAUGUUGUGUAAGAAAAGGUGGGCAAAGGUGAAUAAUAAUUCAUCUGAGAUAUUGCAAAAGUUAAAGUGGAAUCUGGAAGCUAUGAGAUGUUGCAGAUCAACAGAAGUCUUUGAAACUGAAGGUGCUGACAAGAUUGAGCAGGACAAGGUAAUAAGCAGAAAAGAGCAAAGCAGGUAAAUCAGGUGACAGGACUCUGAGUGUGUGGAAGAGGCAGAGGAGGCCCCAGGUUGACCCCGGAGAGUGGGCCAGUGAUUUAUUGGGUUUUGUGCCACCAGCGAAGCAGGAGCUAGGGCUGGAGGAAGGGGAGAAGUCUGAGCAGUCAGAGAUGGUGGACAUAACAGAAGCAGAAGAAGAGGUUCUUCAGGUGGAGGACGAGCUGGUUGAAUUCCUGCCAUCCCCUGCCACACUGUCUCAUAGAAUCAGGAGAGGCUCAAAGAGGCAAGCACAGUGGCAACUUCGGUUUAGGAGGAAUCACUUGCGCGAAAACUCCGUCAGAUUAAGUCUGGGGUAUGUGUGGUCCCUGUUGUGUUUUUUUUGGGGGGGGAUUAAAGAACCUGUUAAUGAGGGUGAAAGAGGAGAGCGCAAAAUAUGGUCUGAAGCUCAACAUCAAAAAAACUAAGAUGUGGACACUGGUCCCAUCACCUCCUGGCAAAUAGAAGGGGAGGAAAUGGAGGCAGUGAGAGAUUUUACUUUCCUGGGCUCCAUGAUCACUGCAGAUGGUGACAGCAGUCACGAAAUUAAAAGACGCCUGCUUCUUGGAAGAAAAGCAAUGACAAACCUAGACAGCAUCUUAAAAAGCAGAGACAUCACCUUGCCGACAAAGGUCUGUAUAGUUCAAGCUAUGGUUUUUCCAGUCGUGAUGUAUGGAAGUAAGAGCUGGACCAUAAAGAAGGCUGAUCGCCGAAGAAUUGAUGCUUUUGAAUUAUGGUGCUGGAGGAGACUCUUGAGAGUCCUAUGGACUGCAAGAAGAUCAAACCGAUCCAUUCUGAAGGAAAUCAGCCGUGAGUGCUCACUGGAAGGACAGAUCCUGAAGCUGAGGCUCCAAUACUUUGGCCACCUCAUGAGAAGACUUGACUCCCUGGAAAAGACCCUGAUGCUGGGAAAGCUGGAGGGCACAAGGAGAAGGGGACGACAGAGGACGAGAUGGUGGGACAGUGUUCUCGAAGCUACCAGCAUGAGUUUGACCAAACUGCGGGAGGCAGUGGAAGACAGGAGUGCCUGGCGUGCUCUGGUCCAUGGGGUCACGAAGAGUCAGACACAACUAAACAAGUAAACAACAACAACAAAUGUGUGGUCCCCCUGUUGCUUCAGCGGUUCAGCUGGGGCACAAGCCUGGGAAAGUGAAUGCCAGCAAAGCAGUGUCUAGAAGCAUGUGUGUUUUUAUUCAGUGCACCUCAUGAGCUGCUGUGAGUGCCUGCUUUUGUCAAUAAAGAGGUGAACUCCUGGUUGUUUGUCUUCCUUGGUUGGGUGUGUUCAGGACGUCAGGUAAAUGAUAGCCUGAGGUUUUGAUCUGGUGAGCUUGAAUUCUAAAGGCAGAGAACAAAAGCAGAGAAAGGCUGCAUGUGCGUGAUAGUUUAUUUUAGAAUCAACGGGGACUGACAGAAACCAAAAAUAAUUUUUGUCCCCCAAAGUGCUUCUUGAGACACUGUUUUCAUUCUGAAAAUAGAAGCUCAUUGAAGACUGAUUGUGCAUUGCCUCACAGUGUGUGCAUUUGAAAACAGAGGUGGGUGAGGCUGGAAAUAGGGGAUUGUGGGGGAAUAUACCAAUACCGGGACGCGGGUGGCGCUGUGGGUUAAACCACAGAGCCUAGGACUUGCUGAUCAGAAGGUCGGCGGUUCGAAUCCCCGCGAUGGGGUGAGCUCCCAUUGCUUGGUCCUGGCUCCUGCCAACCUAGCAGUUCGAAAGCAUGUCAACAUGCAAGUAGAUAAAUAGGUACUGCUCUGGCGGGAAGGUAAACGGUGUUUCCGUGCGCUACUCUGGUUCACCAGAAGCGGCUUAGUCAUGCUGGCCACAUGACCCGGAAGCUGUACGCCGGCUCCCUUGGCCAGUUAAGCGAGAUGAGCGCCGCAAUCCCAGAGUGGGCCACAACUGGACCUAAUGGUCAGGGGUCCCUUUACCCUUUACCUUUUUAUACCGAUACUGCAAUAAUGGUUUCUUUCUUCAUUCACCCGGGGUAUGUGCAAGGAGGAAAAGGCAUGGAUAACUUUGGUAUUCAGGGCAGAUUGAAGAUUCUGCCCCCUUUCCUGCUCAUCUGUCUUCCUGCCAGAGGUGGUUGUGGAUUUGGUGCUGAAAACUCCCAGAAUGAUUGUCCUGUGGGACUCUGGACAUAAAUCCCGAGGCUUAGGAUUUCAUGGCUUCCAUGACAACUAUGGGGCUGACCCCACAUGUCAUCAACCCAGGGCAUGCAGGACAGACUCUUGAUUUGGAUUUCUCUUGCCAUGGCCAGAAAACUUCCUGUUUAACUUUAGACCUUCCGCAUCUCUACUCCCCUGCACGGGUGGGGGAACUAUUAAAAUGGUCCGCCCUUGGAGUGUAAUGAGUCCUCUGAACUUCCUGCUGUGGUGCUCCUGUCAAAUCCCUAGUUGCUCUGUGGAUAUGGAGAUGACCCAAGUGAUGGAUUGCUCUGUGGAUAUGAAGAUGACCCGAGUGAUGGAUAUGCUGCAGUUAAAUGGUUAGAAAGGAGAUGGAGGAAGACUGGUGACGAGUUCAAUUAAGUGCGUUAAGAGGUGAGCUCAUUAUCGAGCCAACUCAAUGGAAAUGCUGGUAUCAAAGUGUGGGAGCCAUGAGGAUUUAUUUUCACUAUUGCAUCUUCUCAUUGUCAGCUGUUCUGACAACAGUCCAUGGCCUCGUGCAAUUUGGCCUGGGGAGAGAUGCUGUGGAAUGUUUGGUAAAUUUGCUCCCAGUUGCCAUGAUCUGGACUCUCUGCAGUGGAGAGAGCUCAGGUGCCUAUCAGGUCCAGUUUUUAUGGAUAUUUUAAAGGUAUUCUGAGGGUGUGGACAAGAUCUUUGGUUACAUUCAGCCGACCAUCAAUAUGCUUGAGCGUCCUUGUCCACUGAGGCUUAUUACUCUAAUAAAGAGGUGAUGUCUGGCCAAGUCUAGGAUCCAUUUCAGUAUGAUUUCAAGAUCAGUUUUGGGCCUGCCAUUGCCUUGAUCACUCUGUGACAUUGGAUCUGUCGAUAGGAAGACAGAACGGGUGAACCCUUAUUUAUUAUUUUCAACUUCUUGGAAGCUUUUGAUGCCAUCGGUCAUAGUAUCUUUCUGAAGAGGCUACCUGAGUAGUUUUCCCCACCUCUUGCAAAGACUGGCUGGGGAAACCCAGCCAGAUGGGUGAGGUAUUAAGAAGAAGAAGAAGAAGAAGAAGAAGAAGAAGAAGAAGAAGAAGAAGAAGAAGUUGUUUCCAAUAUUCUCCCUAUUGACUUCUAGAGAGAUGGUCCUGCAAUUGUGUCAGGGUAGAAUGGUGCUGAGCCCUAAAGAAAAACAAAUGUCACAAUUAUUAGGGAAAUAUAAAAAAGAGGGGGGGGGGAAUGCAGCCCUGUCUGGAAAGCAGCGAAGUGGCUCAGAAAGGGGGAAAAUCGCCUUUGCAUGCGAUUAUGUGACAGGACAUAUAUAUAUAUAGGUGGCAUCCUGGUUCAUCCUUGGGCUCAUCCACACACAGUGCUUUCUAGGCCCAAGUCUAGAAAAGUCUGAGCACUUUUCCCACUUCCUUCACUUUCCCCAGGAAAAUCCACUCUUCGAUGCUGAAUCAGAACAAACAGCAAUUUGGGUUUUCUGCUGAUUGUGGAAAGCAUUAAAGAAUGGAGAGUGGAACUGCGGAUGGGCGCGAGAAAGCUACCUCAGCAGCAUCCUUGUGUGGUGUCGCCUGGCCGAGGAGAGGGACGGAGAAUUGACUCUCCUCUCCAGGCCAGGCUUGACCCAGGGGUAGAGCUGUGUGGUUCCGCCCUCCAAAAAAAGUGUCGCCCAAUGUGGUCAGCCUCCCUGCCCCCUAGCUAUGCUAGUGGGAUUUUCACAGGGAAAGUGGAGGGGCAAAUAAAAUAAAAUAGUACUCGGGCAAAGACUGGAAAAGUGCAAACCUGUGCCUAGAAAGUCCGGAGGAAAAUGAGUGUGGAUGAUCCCUAUGUUGAUAGAGAUGCUGUGCAAUUUGAGAUGAAACCGAGAUGAUGAACUGCUGUGGUAUGUGAUAAGAAUACAUUGAGAAGACACCUAGGAUUACUCACCAGCAAUUUAUCUCAGCAUCUCAGCUACCAAGCAAGUUGUGUCUCCAUCUAACAUUCCAAAGCCUUGAGCCGCUGCUCAGGUGUCCAUUAAACCAUAGUAACAGCAAUAACAUUUCUGUACCAGAAACUGCAUUGUCUCACUGUUAGGAGUCUUGCAGCACACUGUUAAGUAGGGAAGCACUAUUAUCUCCUUUCUGCAGACCAGGACAUCCUGGGAAUUUGCAGUGGGAGGAGGAAACUGAAUCUUUGUCAAAAGCAGGGGGGCAGCUGCCCCCCAUCAAGUAAAUCAAUAAAGAUAAUUAACUAACUGAAGUUCUGCACCACCACCACCACCACCCCCAAGAUAAAUCCUAGCUACGCCCAUGGUCAAAAGACUUGGCAGUCAUUAAAAAAAGCAGAUUUAACAUUAAGGUUGUAUUCUCUCUAGAACAUAAGUUCCACUGAACUUAUGGUAGAACUUGCUUCCAAGUGAACACGCGUAGGAUUGUGCUCUUAAGUCUUCCCUUGAUAUUAAAUUUUGCUUUAACCGUCUCAUGAUAAUUAAUACACAAACUUUGUACAACAAAAUGGAGUAAGCCUACAUGCACACUACUUUGAAGUCCUAUAAAAAAGGGUAAAUAUAACAAGUCAUUAAAAAGUAAUAAAACCACGCAGGAAAUAUUUUUAUUUUCAUAUGGGACGCAAGGCUACCUUUCAGUUAUAAAGUGUUUGAAGAGUUUUGUAAUUCAAGUCUACUAAAUUUAUAGAUAAUAUGAAUUGGUUGUUGUUAUUUGCAUUUGUUAAAUCACUUUAUACAGAAGUCGCAAGGCAAGUUAAAAGACCAAUAAAACUGGACAUGUCUAAAAUAUAGGCAGGCUUCUUCUUAUUUGUUGUUUCUGGUUAGAAAACAAAUGGCAAGAUGCUAUGAAUGAAAAUGCCAUUCUUAGGAAGUGGUAGAACAUUUGCAAAAGACUUUUUGGACACAGAUUACGCAAGAAGACAUUCCAGUCUAGCAAAGAGAAUUUCAGUUCUGGAGAACUGGGCUCAAACGCUGUCUGAGAUGGAUAGCUUUGUGCAGGGGUCAGCAAACUUAUUAAGCAGGGGGCCAAUCCACUGUCCCUCAGACCUUGAGGGGAGCCAGACUAUAUUUUGAAGAAGAAGAAAAAGAACGAAUUCCUAUGCCCCACAAAUAACCCAGAGAUGCAUUUUAAAUAAAAGCACACAUUCUACUCAUGUAAAAACACACUGAUUCCCGGACUGUCCGUGGGCCAGAUUUAGAAGGUGAUUGGGCCAGAUCCGGCCCCCGGGCCUUAGUUUGCCUGCCCAUGGCUUUGAGGCUUGUGGGUGAUUUACAGAGCAAUCUUAACCCUCACAUUUGCUGGCUGGAAAGGGCUAGGAUGGGGUGGAGAUGCCUUUCUGCAGGAAGAGAAGAUCUUCAUCAACAUGGGGUGUAUAUGCCAGAGAGGCCCUUGCUAUACCUGUGAAAAGUUCUAUGGGCCCCAAUUUAGCAUUAAUAGUUUUUUUUGUCGACAGCAACCAGUCAGCCCUGAAAUGGGGCGUUCUGGGGAUGGAGCAGAGACAACCUAAAACCCCUUCAUUCUUCUGUAAAUCUCCAGGAUCAGGCUCAUCAGCUAUACUCGCAUCAACUACACGCCACCCAAAUUGAUUUUACAAAAUGGAAAUCGGCUUGGGGGGUGGGGUGGGGAGAGAAAUAAGUUUUAUUCCCCUACCUCCCAGCCGGGUCACUGUGAGAUGGCACCACUCUGGAAGCAGUGGACAAUCCAUGCUUUCACUCCUUUUCAACCCAUCCAAUUCAGGAAUGCUCAGCCCAGUUGUAAGGCUACACGCUCGCAAUGGGAGAAAGAUCCGUCCAAUUCACGACUUCUGAGUAGGCAUGCAUAGGGUUGCACAGUUUCAAUACUUAAAUCACGUGAGAAAUGUAGCCUUCCUAAAAUGACUUCUUAAUAGUGCUUGGGGUUCUGAGAAACAAAUGAAGACAAGCAAGGCAGCUGUUUGUGACGCAAGCUCUUGCCUUGUGCUACUGCAGCGGAACAGGAACCAGGGGCAGGUAUGAUUCAGCUGAACGAAAAUGGUUCUUUAUGCAUUAUGGAGGAUCAUAGCUGUCAACCGUCCCUUAUUUGGUGGGAAAGUCCCUUAUCCCAGCCCUGUGUCCCGCUGCUGUCCCUUAUUGAUGAUGUCCCUUAAAUUUCCCGGGUUUCAAAGGAAGCAGCUCCUCUCCCUCCCUCCGUGCUGGCCAAGGAGGAGGGAGGCUCCAACUGUGUUGCUUGGCUGCGUUGCUCACCCAAUAAGGAGUCUAAGAACGACUGGGGGGUGGAGCUUGCAUGCCUUGUGCCGAUCAAAUCGGCCACGUUGCCUGGGGACUCGCUUUGCUCAGCGCUUCCCAGCGGAGAGGUGACGGUGGUUUCCCUUGCUGCAUCCCCUUUGCCGGGUUGCUGCGCUGUGGGAACCACCGCUUGAGGCUUCGUUUGGCUGCUGGCUGGGCUUUCUGCCUUUGGCUCAGAGGGGCUCAGAAGUUGAACAUACCUGUGCUUGGAAAAUUCCUUAUUUUGGCUGCUGGUCCCUUAUUUUCGAGGCUGCUGGUCCCUUAUUUUCAAAUCUGUAAGUUGACAGCUAUGCGGAGGAUAUCUCUGCAAUGUGGCUCUGCGGAUCUAGUAUCAGCAGGUGUUCCUCGGACGACCCUAAGUUCUCUUUGCUAAAAGAACACUUUUGCUUUCUCCCAACAGAUGUACGAGACAUUUCACAAUUCCAUUUUAAGGCCUAAAUAUAGAGGCUCACGGCUUGUCAAAGUGAGGUAUGUAAAACCACGGUCCAAACACAUGGCAAAAAUCUUCCCUCCUCUACAUUGCAGGGGAAUGGAAUGAUCGAUCCUCAGGGUCUCUUCCAACUCUACAAUUCUGUGAUUCUCCUGUGACUCAGCCAGCAGGUGGAUUUGCCAGUGUGUGUGUGUGUGUGUGUGUGUGUGUGUGUGUAACUAACUAACUAAAUAUUAAGAGCCAGUGUGGUAUAGUGGUUAAGAGCGGUGGACUCGUAAUCUGGUGAACCGGGUUCGCUUCCCUGCUCCUCCACAUGCAGCUGCUGGGUGACCUUGGGCCAGUCACACUUCUCUGAAGUCUCUCAGCCCCACUCACCUCACAGAGUGUUUGUUGUGGGGGAGGAAGGGAAAGGAGAAUGUUAGCCGCUUUGAGACUCCUUCAGGUACUGAUAAAGCGGGAUAUCAAAUCCAAACUCUUCCUCUUCUUCUUCUAAGUUGGUUGCCUGGAUUCCAACAAGCUGCUCCUGAUACAGUUCUCUACACCUCUUAGCAGAAUGGUACAGGUGACCACAGUAUGUUGGGCCAAGGUAGCUCAUCCCAGUGUCCUUUUUAUCUGUAUUGGCUCUCUGAAUCAUCUUGCCACUUGUAUGAGUACAGAUGUGUGGUAGAAAGGUUAUAAACUGCUCAUCUGGAUCCACCUUGAAUGGUAUCUUUCUGCAUGAUCCCACACCAGCAGAGCCUUAGGAGGACUGCACUGUAACAAUUGUCAGCUUUAGGUAUCUUUGGAAAUUAUUUGCCUUGGAAAUGAAAUGACUUAACUUGUGUUAGUGUACCAGACUGGAAAGCUUACGCUCCUUUCUGCAAUAAUUUGUAAAAGACCACUUCACAAGUCUUUGGGAGUCAUCAGUAAAACAAGGCAGGAUGGCUAAAUCCACAAAGCACAUGUAAUGCUGGUGAGUGCGAUAACACAGAGCUUCACCGUCACACCUAGUUUGACACUGAAGCCACCUAGCAGGUUGAUAACAUAGGUGAUAUUUCAGCUGGGGAAUUUACCCUAUGCCUCCUCCCUGUUCAACCCAUAUGAACCUAAUCAUUGCAACCUCUCCUCUUGACAUAUUAUUCCUGAGAGGUACCUAGUUUUUCCAGUUUGUGCUGUAACACAGAUGAACAUUUUUAAUUUCUAAGUCUGGAGUAUUUCCACAUUUCCCCAAAGCUGCCAGUUGGGCAGUGGGCAGUUCUUUUGACAGUAGUUCAAAGUGUGUUCAAAAGCUUUUAGAUAUUUGCUCGGUGUAAACAUGUCCUUGUGACCCGACAGCCUCACUCCUGUCCCUUUAAAAUUUAUCCCAGGGAUUUGAAAUGUCUUAAUUUGUAAUGCCAGUAAAGGUAUUUGUAUUGUAUUGUACUGUCCUAUCUGAAGGUAGCAAAUAUGUGCUACAUAGACUUGGUGGCCAGGAAACUAAGACUAGCCCAAGCUUCUAAGACAGGAUCUCUGUGGCAACACAGCUUUUCGUCCGUGUAAUAUGCAAAGCAGCCCAUAUUGUUUGCUGGCAUAUUCUUCAGGAAUACAGUGGUACCUCUGGUUGUGAACGGGAUCCGUUCCGGAGGCCUGUUCGCAACAUGAAAAGAGCGCAACCUGAAGCACCGUAUCUGCUCAGGUGUGCGCCGUGAUUUGGUGCUUGUGCGCAUGCUCGAAGAGCGAUUUAGCGCUGUUGCGCAUGCGCGAGCGGUGAAACCCGGAAGUAACCCUUUCCGGUACUUCUGCGUCACCGCGGGACGUAACCUGAAAGAACGUAACAUGAAGCAAAUGUAACAUGAGGUAUGACUGUAGAGGAUGUAGUUAAAUGUGCAUUGCAUUCCAGAUCAUGAAUCUGGGCACUGUAUUUUAAUUGGCAGCUCUUUGAUUAAAAUCAGUUCUAUUCUCAGAUGUUUAUAAACUCCCGAGCUCCUUACACUGGCAGCAUAAUUCCCCAUGACCCUCCCCGCACCUCCAAUCCACUGAACAUAUACCAGGAAGGCACGGCUGUGUAGCUUUCCUCGUUCCUUCUUUUCAAAGCAGCAGCCUAGCGGGCAUUGGCAGAGCACUUUCCAUAAGCCCUUAAUAGCUAUAUUUGACAGGUCAUUUCUGUGUCACCUGCGGGUGACACAGUCCUGGAUGGAAAUGCAUAGAUUUCAUUUGCAUUAACACAGUCAGCCGUGGCCAUUGGGGACUUUGACUGUGGCAGGUGAAGAAAGCAAUGGCUGAACGCUCCCUCCCCAUGGACUGCACAGGAUCAACUUAACUAUGGUUGCCAGCUUUGAGAAGGGGAGGGUGUCCGGCUGUAUUUCUUCAGCAGGCUGUGCCUCGCCCCCCCCCCAUUUAUUUGCGUUCCUGUGAGUUUAUGGCACUGUUCCUCAAUUAGUAUUUUUGGGAAAUAGGGCUUGCCUUCAAAAUCAAUUUCACCUUCUGUGACUCUGCAACAAUGAACGUUCACCCUGUUGAUUUGCUUGUGGGGUGUUUAUAAAUUUCCUGCUAAUCAUUCAGCACUCUCGGGUGAAUUUCCCUGCUACUUCCAUAACAGCCAAAAGUCUUUUUUUAAAGGAUGUUUUUAAAAGGUGUCAUUGCAACACCUUAGGGCGACAGAGCACUUUAAUCCACUUUAAUUGUACAAGCCUAGAUUUACCAGCUGUUGCUCGAGUCUGCAGCGUGCAGCUAUGUGAGGUCAUCUGUAGACUGACAAAUGAAUAGUGGGGAUUAUUUUAGCUUUCUCUUUCACUUGAUGACAGUACCAUUCUAACAGCACUGGCCUUGACUUAAACCAGGGAUGGGCAAUUUCCAGUUUCCACCCAAUCUUUGCCUGCCAGGGGGUCCAAACUGACCCAUGAGGCCAUUUUCCUCAAGCUGAAUCUUAUCCCUGAGAAGGAGCUAGACUCAAAACAUUACAGGAAGAAAAAAUACAGCCUUCUUUCCGCACAGCUGAUAUUUCCUCUACCCUUCUCUCUUGAAUUGUUUUUACCCAAUACAAGUCACUUUUCUGCAGUGGCAUAUAGAGCAGAAAUGGAAUGUUAGUUCGGUGAUUAACUGUAUCAUGUGAGUAAACGGUUGGUAAUAUUAUAUUGCCAAGAAAGGGUGAUUGCAUAUAUCUUCACGAUAUUUAUCUUUACGAUAUUUAUCUUUAUUUAGAGUGAGUUAUUAAAGGGUGAGACAGCGUAUUGCAGUGUAUGAAGAGGUGUGUCUCCAGACUAAUUUAAUUUGUAUGUUUGGUGCAGCACAGGAAGAAAGGGCGGGUUUGGGGUGAGGAGAGGGAACGUGCAGCAUGAUACCCAUUAAACAGCCAAUAAGAUAAUGACUCGUGUGUAGAUUUAGUCAUAAUAUUUAAUAUAAUAGUAGGAUGGCCAAUGGUACAGAAAUCCGCCAUAUUUGUAGCCAUAUUUUACACUCCAUAAAAUCAGAACUGUGCUUUACAACGGGUUGGUUCCCAUGACUUCCAGCAGAACAUGUGAACUGUCUCCAUGGGGAUGCAUUCUGCUGGUAAAAGGUAAAGGUAAAGGGACCCCUGACCGUUAGGUCCAGUCUCGGAUGACUCUGGGGUUGCGGCGCUCAUCUCGCUUUAUUGGCCAAGGGAGCCGGCAUACUGCUUCCGGGUCAUGUGGCCAGCAUGACUACGAACCAGAGCAGUGCAUGGAAAUGCCAUUUACCUUCCCGCUGGAGUGAUACCUAUUUAUCUACUUGCACUUCGUGCUUUCGAACUGCUAGGUUGGCAGGAGCAGGGGCUGAGCAACGGGAGCUCACCCCGUCGCAGGGAUUCGAACCGCUGACCUUCUGAUUGGCAAGCCCUAGGCUCUGUGGUUUAACCCACAGCACCACCCGCAUCCCUAAAUAGAAGAAGAGUUUGGAUUUGAUACCCUUCUUUAUCACUACCCUAAGGAGUCUCAAGCUUAAAUGCCAGAGAAGUUCUUUCUGAGAUGAUUUUGAGAGGUGGGGCUUGUCAACCCAGGAAGGCAGCUCAUCCAGGAGAAGGAAAACUGAUCCUAAAACUCCGCUGCCUUGCGGGAAAACCUCAGGAGAAGAAAAGGCUAAGGAGUAAACCCUACACACAUCUUGAGUGGAGUCCAUAAGACGGUUGGGCACCUUGUAUGUCUCCUUCAGGCAACUCCUGCAGCCAAGCUGGUGCCAAACAUCUUGCUCUGCUUUCCUUUGGACUACACCAGAAAGGUUGUCAACUGGGCAGCCCAGGACCAUCAUACACACUGCCCAGGCCUGUGCUCUGGGGAGGUCACUUUGGUGCUGCUAAUGCAGCGGUUUGACUUCUCCCCUGGAGGCACACUCCAUUGUCUCUUGAGACAGAUGGAUGCCAACAAUGCGCACAUGCAAUUCAUUAUUUGGUAUCCAGCCAAUGUGCGGGGAACUGUCAACAGGUCUCCUGCUGAUAGCUCAUUUUUAAUGCUAAGAUGCUAAAGCUGAUUCCCAAGCACAAACUUUGCUCUCAUAAGAAACAUAUUUAUUCUAUAAGGGGGGAAGUCGUGUUCAUGGUUAUUGAUGAACGAAACUUGCCCAUUCGGAUUCAGAAUGGAGUGGGUCUUUCUGAGGCUUUCUGGUCAUUUCUUUGGGGAGAGGUCAGGCUUUUUCUGCCACUUCUACAAAGCUCAAGAAGAUUCAAGCUGGGGAGCUAGACCUCUCGUCUACCAGUUAUGUCCUGCUUCAUUUUCCUGUACAGUGGACUCUCGGGUCGCGAACGUGAUCCAUGCGGGAGGCACAUUCACAACCCGCAGCGUUCGCAACCUGCAGCACUGCAUCUGUGCACUCGCGGGUCGCGAUUUGACGCUUCUGUGCAUUCACAAAGCGCAAUUUGGUGGUUCUGUGCAUGUGCGAGCGCCAAAACCCAGAAGUAACCCAUUCUGGUACUUCCGGGUUCGGCACGGUGCGCAAGCCGAAAACACACAACCUGAAGCAUCUGUAACCCGAGGUAUGACUGUACUUAAAAACUUGUGAUGAGUUGUGGGAGAGUUUCUGAGCUCUGAAACAUUUGCAAGCUCUCUCAACUGCUAGUUUGCCUUCUUACCCUUGAUAACUUUGGAGAUGUGUGGGAAUGGCGAAGAAGAAAAAAUUACGGGAGAAGGCCAAUACUGUGCCAUGACAGGCUCACCUGGAAUUUGGAAGGUGGGCUGGGCUCAAUUCAUAAUGGCUCAAUGAUUUGUUUCUGAACACCCCCGUUCUGAGGUUAUACUCACUCAGUAUUCUUGAUGGGAAGGGUUGCCUUGGUCCAAUAAAAGCUUGUUGUUUCCUGUGUGUUUUUCUCUUUCCAUUUUGCUUCAUUGAAAAUUGCCUUGGUGAGGGUGUGUAAACAGAAGCAGUUGCUUUUCUCCUCCUCCUACCUGAAUCAUCCAGUGCUGGCACAAAUACAGUUUGUGGUUUCACAAAUUUGCAUGCUGCAACCACCUUUGGGUGGGGUGAAUAAGCCAAAACAGAGGAGGAGACGCAAGGAGACAGUCUUUAAGCGGAGUACUAUGCAAGCUUCAUUAAUUUCAUUGGGGAUUACUCAUCGUCCUCACAAGUGUAUUGAUACUGUCCAGCAGCAAUUAGUGGGUUCAGCUAUUCUUUUCUAUAACAUUUAACCAUGAUGGGCAUGAACAGAAAUAAAAGUCAUUGAAAAGGCUGCUAUACCAAAUCUGAUAGUGAUAUGCAGAGAUAGCUACUCCCUCCCCUGGCAACUUGCUGAUACAUAUUUGAGAAAGUUCAAUGCUCUAAUGGUGAUACAUAAAUGCUGCCCCAUUGUGCUUAUAUAUGGGAAGGAGAAAUUGCUUGGUGGCUUAAGUGUAAGAUGAUCUCUCAGGGAAUAUAAGUCCUUACUCUUACAUUUGCUUUAGGAAAUAAUUUCAUAUGGUUUAGCUCUCCAUCUGUCAAAUGAAUAUAGCAAAUAACUGUCCACUGUUUUAUAGAAAUUGUUGCCGUCCCCUCAGAAAGCAUUCCAGUCUCAAGACUUGAAGCAAAUGAUUUAUGGCUGGAAUUUACUGUACAUCAAUAGGUGUAUUGCCUUGUGUGCAAUCCGUAUGUUCUCUGAAAUAUGGUUACAUACUGUAGAAUGCAUCCAAAUAUACAUAAUUUAAGCAGUGAGCGUGCUGUGGAAUUACACUGUUUUAGUCAGAUAUAUAACCCUCUCUUAAUCAGGGAAAGGGAUGCGGGUGGCGCUGUGAGUUAAACCACAGAGCCUAGGGCUUGCCGAUCAGAAGGUCGGCGGUUCAAAUCCCCGCAAUGGGGUGAGCUCCCGUUGUUCGGUCCCUGCUCCUGCCAACCUAGCAGUUCGAAAGCACGUCAAAGUGCAAGUAGAUAAAUAGGUACCGCUCCGGCGGGAAGGUAAACGGUGUUUCCGUGCGCUGCUCUGGUUCGCCAGAAGCGGCUUAGUCAUGCUGGCCACAUGACCCAGAAGCUGUCUGCGGACAAACGCCAGCUCCCUCGGCCUAUAGAGCGAGAUGAGCGCGCAACCCCAGAGUCGGUCACAACUGGACCUAAUGGUCAGGGGUCCCUUUACCUUUACUAAUCAGGGAAAACCCAUUCCUCUUGGCCAAAUGUGAAGAUGUACACAGCAAUGAGUUCAUGUGACAGUCAUGAAGGCACCUCACACCUCCCUUGAGCUGUUUGUUAUCAGUUUAAAGGAACUUACCGGGAUGUUUUAAUUUAAAAACAAAUGAUUACUAAGGUCAACUUACAAGGUGCUUGGUGUGUGUGUGUGCAUAGCAAAAAGGUGAACAGCUUGGGGAAAGGGUUAGAUUGAACUAAGAGGAAAUAAGCAUUGGAUUCAGAAGCAAGUACAUCCAUCCAUUGGGGGAAAGGGGGACAAGGAGAAGUUUUUCUGUCUCUCCCAUAAUACAAGAACCAGGUGCCAUCUAAUGAUGCUGAACGCUCAGGACAGACAAAAGAAAGCACUUCUUCACAGAGUAUAUUAAACUAUGGUGUUCUCUCCCACAAGAUGCAGUGAGAUGUCUAGGGAUUGUCCAUGCGCUGGUCUGAGUGGUUUUGCCUUUGCCCUGCCACUUUCUCAUGGAAAGCCCACUCUUUAGUUCUAAAUCAGAACAAACAGCAGUCCGUGAUUGCCGUUUGUUCCGAUUCAGCGCUAAAGAGUGGGUUUUUCUGGGGGGCAGUGGCAGGGCAAAUGGAGGUGUGGGUGAGGCCUGAGGGGUAAAUUACAGUGCCCAGACUCUUUUGAAAGAGAGAGAAAUGCUUUGAAUGUGCUUUAGAGGUGUAGUGUGGACACAGCCCAUAAACCAGUCGGUUAGUUUUUGUGUGUGCUUUGGUUCUCUUUCAGCCCAGACACAGGUGGAGUGAUUGCACAAGUUGUGCUGAUGUUUCUCUUCUCUUCUACUGAUAACACGGCACUACGGAUGGCAGUUGACAAGAUUUUGCAGGAGAGGUUGAAGAUGUAUCCCGGGUCUGCUCGCAUCAACCUCCCCUCUUCCACCCUCACAGGCAAGUGCCUUGAGUUUUUUUUACCAUUGAUCGAGCUUUCUCUCCCAGGGCUUGUUAUAUUUAUCAUGUUGUACUCCUACUCAACCUUGCCAGCUUCGUUUUUGUUUUUAAGAGCAAGUUUUGUAAGCUAAAUGUACUGGGAACUGUAGGUCUUAAUAUCAACCAAGCAACAUAUUUUCUAUUUUAGGCAUAUCAUAUUGUGAAUCAUAGUUCUGAUUGAUUUUUAAAUAAGUUAUGCUACAGUGCUGAUAUAUCUGAUGGUAGAUUGUCACUUAAAAUACCUGUUUUCUCUCACUCACCUUCGAUAUUUUGGUUGGUCCUAAUAGAUUCUGGAGGGACGUGGGUGGCGCUGGGGGUUAAACCACAGAGCUUAGGGCUUGCUGAUCAGAAGGUUGGCGGUUUGAAUCCCCGUGACAGGGUGAGCUCCCAUUGUCCAGUCCUUGCUCCUGCCAACCUAGCAGUUCGAAAGCACGAAGUGCAAGUAGAUAAAUAGGUACCGCUCCAGUGGGAAGGUAAACGGCGUUUCCGUGUGCUGCUCUGGUUCGCCAGAAGUGGCUUAGUCAUGCUGGCCACAUGACCCAGAAGCUGUACACUGGCUCCCUCGGCCAAUAAAGUGAGAUGAGCACUGCAACCCCAGAGUCGGCCUCGACUGGACCUAAAGGUCAGGGGUCCCUUUACCUUUACCUAGUAGAUUCUGGAUUUUUUUUUUCAAACUUUGUGAAAGUGAUUUUGCAUAGUUAAGAACAUACCCCUAAUACUCUACUCAGGCCUUCCCCAGGAUCUGAUUCUUCGCCCCUUAAGCUGAUGGGUCACUCUCUGGAAUCGGACGCCUCUUGUGGAUCUGACUCAAUGGUCUGCAACCCACUGAGACCCUCCCCUUGGUCUUCCAGUGCUAACUCUCUGAGCUCCUCCCACUCUCCCCCCGGAUCUAACCACCCCCUUCAUGACACCUCCAUGGGGCUCAUGAGAGUUCUAGUGCAUAGUUCACCGAGGGCACCUGCUGAACCUUGCUACUGCCCCAUAAAUUUUAAAAAUAAAUUACAUUUCUUCUAUUUUUCCUCCAUCAUGGAACCCAAGGCAGGGUACAUACGGUUCCCAUCCCUAUAGGAAUGGAGUGAGCAGCUAAUUUCAGCCUGCUUCAGUCUCACUGGUGCCCAGUCAUAGGUCUGAUCUGCCCUAUGUUUUUGCAUAUAUAUAUAUUUAAAAGGAUGCAUGAAAAAUCCAUAGUUAAAUUGUAUGCACUUUUACAUAAAAUACACAUUUUUAAAAAAUAUAAAAUAUGCACUUCUUAGUGUUUUCCAUGCGUUCAUCCGGGGAAUACCUGUUUUGUACACCUAAUUUAUGUAAAAAACAUAUGCAUGUGUGCAUGUUUUCUGCAUGAAAUCUGUGCUGCAAUAUUCAGAGAAGUAUCUGAUCCCAUCCGGAGCACCUUGGGAUCCACAGGAGCAUCAAAUCCAGCUUCCAAGGAAUGCAUCACCCCCUGCUGCGUCCUUGGCAGCUGCCCCCUUGCUGCCUCUACAGCAGCCUCUUGGCAAAUAGGUCGUCUCCCCCCAUCCCUAGGGAGGAAGUGGCAGGGGCUGCCCUUUGGGGUCUCAUGUAACAGUAAAUGCAAUAUGUGAUUUAAUGUGGAACUAUUAAAUGUAUAAAUAGUUGCUGCAGGCCCUCCUGCACAUGUUAUUUUUUUUUUUAAAAAAACCCACACCAUGGUGGGCUGCAAGGGGGAGACUAAUUCCCCCCCCCACCCCGUAUUUUUUGCAAUGGGAGCAAAUGGUGCUAAUAGGAGUUUUCCUCUCAAUGUAAAUAGCAGUGACGGGCAAUUUUUGUCAGGAUUCCAGCAGGAGGGGGUGGUUUAAAGCAGGGGUAGGCAACCUAAGGCCCAUGGGCUACAAGUGGCCCAUGGGGGUCAUUUAACCGGCCCACGAGCCACCCACGAAACGAGCCGCCCAUUUGGCGAGUCCCCACGCACUGCGCUAAACCAGCACAGUGCGGGGACUUGCUUUCACAGUGCCGGAAAUCACACCUACUCAGACGCCAGAAAUCGCAGACGCGGGAUCCGGCCCAUGGAGGGAUCUCCAAUGGAGUGAACUGGCCUAGGCAAGGUAAACCUUGCUGACCCCUGGUUUAAAGUCUCCCUUCCUGUUUGCCACAUCCCAGGUCUUGCUCUUGUUCUGGGAUACCUUAUGCCAUUUAGUUGCACUAAAACCCCAUGCACAUUAAAUAGGCCAGCUCACCCAUGAGACAAGGUGAGACAACCACCUCAGGUGGCAAUAUCCAUAGGGGCAGCAGAUCCGGGUGUCGAUUUUUCUCUCUCCGCCCCCCCUCAUUUCUGCUGUAGAGCUUCGCUCACCCCUUCUCCCCUGGCGGGGAGGGAAGCACCAUUUUGUGGUUCGCCUCUGGUGCCAAAAUGUCUUGGGCCGGCCCUGACUUAAAUGCAUUAAAGCAUUUCACAUCAGCCUACUUUGAUGCUAACCAAUAAUGGACUUAAUUGCUCUAAGAACUUAAUAAACAAGCAACGAAGGAUGGUCUUAAGUCUUUGUGUUUACUUUCUAAAUGGGUGAAAGAAGCUGAAGUUAAGCAUGGCCAGUGCUGGCAUUUUCCAAAGCUGGAUACAGUGGUACCUCGGGUUACAUACGCUUCAGGUUACAUACGCUUCAGGUUACAGACUCCACUAACCCAGAAAUAGUACCUCGGGUUAAGAACUUUGCUUCAGGAUGAGAACAGAAAUCGUGCUCCAGUGGUGCGGCAGCAGCAGGAGGCCUCAUUAGCUAAAGUGGUGCUUCAGGUUAAGAACAGUUUCAGGUUAAGAACGGUCCUCCAGAACGAAUUAAGUAUGUAACCAGAGGUACCACUGUACUUGCUAAGGCCAGGUGAUCUGUAAAGGAUCCUCUCGGCCAAGAUCUCCACAAUUUCACGUAACAUAAAACCAAGGGGAAGGUGGGGCCUGAAUCAUGUUGCUUGUCUAUCCCAUAGCUGUCAACUUUCAGAUUUGAAAAUAAGGGAUCAGCCGCCUCGAAAAUAAGGGAUCAGCAGCCUCACCUGUCCCAGGGACAGUCUACGGGAUAUCUAACAAUCCGGGAUAGCAGCAGGAAGCAGCGGGAAACAGCGCUUGAUAAGGGAAUUUCCCACAAAAAAAGGGAAGGUUGACAGCUAUGGUCUAUCCAUUGACUCUUCCUGCUAGCCCUCUUCUCAAAUCCUGAAGCUACUGCCGACGAUACAUAGUGCAUUAACAAAACACUCUUCCAGGCAAAGCAUAAAUCAACAAAACCGAAUCAAGAAAUAAGUUCCUUCUUUGAUGAAAGCGAUGGAAUAAUAUUUCGAACGAAUGCACGUGUUCAAAAAUGUGGCAUACACUCCAAAUUAAUCAGAAUGAGAUUGGGCUGCUGUAGCCUUCCUGUCUGACAGUGUUUCGAAACAUCCUGCCUCUUCUCUGCUGCCUUUAUCUUCUUCCCAGUAGACUAGCUGUAAAUUGGUUUUGGGGUUUAGUGAUAGCUUCAGUGCCUUGUAGAGAUCUCUCUUCUCACAAUGAAGGAAGAGAAAAUAAGACCCCAGGCAACUUCUGAACGGCUCAAAAUAUUGCUGGCUUUUUUAAAAAAGAAGAAAAGAAACAAAAACUCUUAAAUAACAAACAAGGGAAAGAGCUUCUCUUCUCCCCCACCCCCUUUAUAAGAUCCUCCUUGGGUGCCAUGCUGAUCGCUAUCUGACCUGAAUUGCUACCAACUGUGUCAUCGCAUUUUUCUCUCAAGGCAUGUGCUUGUUAUCUCACACAUCUCUGCUGGCACAGAAGUGGGAGCAACCUGGAGGGGGAUAGUGAAAUUCGCAUUGGAAUGCGGACAACCACUCUCAUGACUCUUAUGACUACUGCUUUGCCAGGCACAGUGGAAGCUGUUAAUCUGGGAUUGCUGGUGUGCACCGAUCCCAUGGCAUUCCACAGCUGA
Messenger RNA from Podarcis lilfordi (Lilford's wall lizard), 64046 nucleotides. NCBI's taxonomy places the organism in Eukaryota, Metazoa, Chordata, Lepidosauria, Squamata, Lacertidae. The record is from the annotation of a GenBank genome assembly.